Molecule: messenger RNA, 53937 nt
Organism: Porites lobata
Lineage: Eukaryota; Metazoa; Cnidaria; Anthozoa; Scleractinia; Poritidae
Source: the annotation of a GenBank genome assembly
GUGUCAUCUGUUUAUGACUGGGGCAAGGAUGAAUUGGAUGCGUUUCGUCUUGUCCAUGGCUCUUGUGGCAGCAUGGAACUUUCAAGGUAUGACAAACUUGUUAUAUAAAACUUUUUCUUUGUGAUUGAUAGCUUUCGUUAAGUACAAUAUUUGCCGAGUGGUAGUGGUGGCAAUGGUCAGUCAAAUAGGUAAAUAAUAGAUUAAUUGAAAUGUAAUUGCAACAUGCAAUCCUGGAGGUCGAAAAAUGUUUAUGCGCGGAAACAGUGACGAUAAAAAUUUAAAAAAGGGUAAAGAUUCAAGUUUCAAUUUUUUCCUUCGUCAUUGCGAAUCAUUCUAGCUAGAACAAUCCGUUAUGCGAAAGGGCUUGCCCUGUCAGUUUUUUAUUAUUUCAGUCAUGGCCGGUAGUCAUUCGAAGUAAAAAAAACCGGCUAGGUUUAUUAAUUUGCAUAAUGACCUUUUGGAACUGAAAAGAUAUGCAAACCUAAUUUUUCAAUUCUUUUAGGAAAGAGGACUUGUUUUAGAAAAGGGUGCUUAAGCUUGUUUUCUUCCUUUUCUUCUUUCUUUUGUUAUUUCAAGACUAACUUGAUAGAUCCAGAGCCAGGCUAGGACGCCUAAGUGCACUAGCUUUUACACUGUAAAUGUUUUCUUUUGUCACGUUCGGCCUGACCCUCUGGCGGUAGAAACCCUAGCUUGGGUAAUUGAAAAGAAAAGAAGCUACCUUUUUAGCUCAUUUUUUUCACUGUUUUUGGAGUUCGAAGGCUCCUUUUGAGUGAGGCUUCACUCUGCUUCGGCUGGAUCGCCCCAACUACCAAACAUUGAAAACACUCAAGAAAAUCAAAUCUUUUAAGACAAAAAGAGGAAAACAAACCCUUUUAGGAACGUAAGUUUGUUCUAACAGUUAAAACUUGACUUGUUGUGAUUUUUGUUCGCAAAUCGGACUUUUCGUUGAAAGCCUAUUGUCGUGAAUUCAUGCAAUGUUAGAGCUCAUAUUGACCAACUGAAUGUUUCGCUCAAAUGACGAUUUAUAUUUUCUCGCCGAUUCACGUGGUCGUGUUAUGGCUUGAGUUGAAAGUCACGUUGUGUAUCUGUUAUGUAAGAACAUGCCGGUAGGUUGAGCUUACGGACGACCAUUAGGGAGCUUAAGAAACGAUGAAGGCGACGUCAAAGAGGCACGAUAGUAAAUCUGUAUUGCGUUAUUGGCAAAACAACACCUUUGCACGUGCAUCACGCUUUCUUGUUCAUUUCUUUGCCGUCGUUGCACGACUACAACGUGAAAGUGCCCAAGUUAAUUUCACGUUUUGUUAAGGUCGGAAACACGAGACAACAACUUUCCUUCUCUUUUCCUGAACUUCGAUGCAGUCCUUUAGAAUUCAACUCCAAAAACAUUUGUCAACAUUUGACGAAUUAAACAAGAUGGAAUAAGCGCGGUAAAGUUUGAAGCAGCGCAGAUUCACUUAUUAAGUGACGUCUUCCUAGCCGUCGCCGUUGUCGUCGUCGUUGCUACAGCUCCUUAUUAUUUUCCUGGAGAUUGGAGGGGGGUUGAGGAAUUUUCUUCUGCAAGCAGUUUUUUUUCUAAUGUAUGCGCCUCUGCAAUCAUUUUGUUUCAUCUUCUUGCAAACAAUUUUUUCCCGAGUUUUUUUUCUUUGGUGCUAACAAUUAUGAGCUUACUAAGCUAUUUUUUUUUUUCGAAAAACAAUCAACAGUGCUAUAGCCACUUAUUUGAUAGCCUCCUACGCAGGCGUUUAUAGGGGAGCUCGAGCUCUCCUAAAAACGCCUGCGUGGAAGGCUACUUAUUUGGUAAAUUAGCCUGUUCAAGGCUCUCAUAUAGCAGGGGUGAGGCGUAAGCAAAAGGCACGUGGAGAUAUGAGCGCGUCAUCUGGGAAAAUGGGCCAGGUGGCGGUCUUACUGUCCCCAGUUUCCUCCCGUUAAUUUUCGUUAUCUCGGAGCCUGCGAACACAGCCGUUUCUCCUCUUUUUUCGCCGCCGAGGAAGUUUCGCGAGAAAUAACGUCUGCGACUCAGCGACAAAUGUUCCAUACUGAUGACGUAAAAUCUGUUCGGAAUCAGGUCAGAAGCGCUGAUUGAUCGACAGAGUAGUCACAUUGUUUUAGCUAUUGUUUACGAAUGACAGACAAAAGACAAAAGGCCACGAAGGUCAAAUGUAAACGCGAUGAAUCUCGGAAAAAACAGUCAAAAUUGGUGGAAUAUAUUCUUCCCUAGAAGAUACACUUGAGUUUUGCUGGAGCUUGUUCGCAGAUGAACUCAAAACGUUCGUAAAAAUCGACCUGGAGAAAGGUAAAAUUGAACAAAUUUGGAUGAGAGACCCCAUGACUAUCGGAUAUGUUAUAUAAACAUUGAUUUACGUCAUCAGUAUGGAAUUUCUGUCGCUAUGUCGCAGACGUUCCUCCGCGCGAAACGUUCCCAGCGGCUGAUAGCGAGGAGAAACGGCUGUUUUCGCAGGCUAAGAACAGGUUAUUUGUCCAUAUAUGCUUCUAGUAAUUUAUAGAUGUGCUUUCUUUCUUUUUGAUGCCGUCUUUUUAUGGCAAAAUGUUGAAUUCUGUUUUACAACUCUUAAGAUGAGAAAAACGAAAAUGAAAUUUGAAUACCAUUUUCCCACAGGACACUGAAAAUCGGCUGCCACUAGAUCACGCGAAUGGUGCCGAUGAACCUUCCUACCUGAUUGAUUGAUUCACACUUCAGUUUUGACAUGUAACUGUUUUUCUGGCAUCGCUUGUUCUUAUUAUGUUCUUCGUAUAAAAUUAUCCCGUAUUGUCUCGAAAAAUAUCUUAACUUGCAGUACUCUUGACCGUUGAAAGACACUUCAAGCUAGUAGGCAGUGAGUAGGGGGAGACGGCAAACAUCGAUCUAAUCCUAUUCUAUAUAGAAAGUGCUCCUUACCUUUUGCUUAUGGAAAACACUGACACUAUCGAUAACAGCUCAUUAUCUGUUACUUUCAAAGAGAAUACAAGGAACGAUAAGGUUUGAUCUUGUUUCUUGCAGAGUCCAACGCAGCCGUAAACAUCAUCUUUGCUAAAGAAAGCAGCAUCAAAUUCAUCGAUAUUCACAACGUCUCAGCGCAAGGUGUAUUGGUGUCUGGCCUGUCUCAAGCAAGGUCCUUAGCCUUGUACAUACGGCAUGGUUGGAUGUUUUGGAGCGAAUACGGCAGUCCGUCAAGUAUUAGCAGAUUACACCUAAGUGAAGGGUCAAUCAAGGAAAAGAUCUUGGAUGAUUUGGGUGAAGUUGACGGCAUCGCCGUUGAAUGGGAAACAGGUCUAAUCUACUGGACAGAUUACAUGUACGAGACAAUUGAGGUUGCAAAGAUUGAUGGAACUUACAGAAAGACGUUAAUCUGGCAAAAUAUGGCUAACCCCAGGGCAAUUGUUGUGGAUUCCAGGACGGGGUGAGUUUACCUUCUUGGAAUUGCCGAUGAGGACUAAGCGUCCUUUAGAUGAGGAAACUAAAAACAAAUUUAGAGCAACAGUCAGUCCAAAGUAACGUGCUAUCACACAGAGUCAGGAGCCGACAGAGUCUAAGGGUAAAUUGCCCCCCCCCCCCCCGGGGGGGGUGGGGCUCUUCCUAGGAGGCUAAUGGGUAUGUGCAGCUGGAUGGGGUCGCAUUUUCACGACUGAAUUGACUAUUAUGAGGUUGCAUUUUUCAGUGGGGUCGCAAAGUUUCAUUCAGGUAUCGAUAGGAAUUUAAAAGAUUUACACCACAUUCAGUUUAACAAAUGUGUCAGUUCAUUUCAGGGCGACCAAGUUAAAGGCAUUAUAAGGUAGAUUCAUAAACAGAAGUGACUAAGCUGGGAUUGUGAAAAUUACUUUUUUUCCCAAAGUGACCAAGAUGGGGUCUAAUAAUAUGGCCACAGAAUCAGACCAUAUAAUGGGGUAGGUGUUCUGAGAGGCCAGCAGCACAUACCCAGCAUAAAUUAACCCAAGUAUCCCUCCCCCGGGGGGUAAAUUGCACCUGAAAGGUAUUUGCAUUGCUGGUUUUGAAGUAUGUCACCGUUGCAAUAAGUCAAGAAAAUGACAGCCAAUGUUUUGCAAAAAAUAACGUUACCCAGUAGUUUUCUACCGAAGUCACCCCCUCUUCCCUUUAUCUAUAAGAGCUUCCCUACAUGCUACAUAUUAAGCUUAAAACGUGCCUUCUAGUUGACUUGAUUUUUUUUUCUCUAUUUUGUGUUGCAUCUUUUCAGUUACAUGUAUUGGUCAGAGAGAGGAUGGGAUUUUCCAAGAAUCGAGCGCGCAACUUUGGCUGGGACGGAGAGAAGAAUUUUGUUCGAUGGAUAUCAGUCUUUUUAUCCACAACUUCUGAUCAAUUCCCUGGUCAUAGACUUCAAUUCCAAUCUGCUGUAUUGGGCUGAUGCUAAUAAUGACGUAAUUGAACACAUGAACCUUGACGGCUCGGACAGAAAUACUGUCACAAUGUUUACAAGCCUUAACCUGUAUUCCUUCAGUCUGGCGUUACAUGAAGAUAUGCUAUAUGCAAGCGAUCUUCGUAGUCGUAGCAUAGAGAGGGUGAACCUCACUACAGGCCAGCAUUAUAGAAACAUGGGGUGGCUGGGCUCUGAAAGGACUUAUGGGAUCGCUUUAAAUGAUUCUUCAAGGGAACCUCAAGGUACUUUUUAAUCGGACCAUGGUCUUUUUGUUCAAAAAAUCUUUUAAGAGAAAAUUACAGAGCGUAUUUAAAGUCUUGUGAUGUUGCUCAUUGUUGUCGCGAUGAAGGCUUCUCUUCCCCAAAAUCUCGGUUAGCUUCUUUUCUUAAAACUUGUUAAUUUUCUAAUGGCCCGGCAGCCUUUUUAUUGAAAGCCUCACGUUAAAGUCCUUACCCAUUACCAAACAUGACAGAGUGGCUUAGACUGCUGGGAUUCAACUUGCUAGCACCAAACCUGGUCAAAAUCCCUUUCCAGUUGAGUAACUGUUGUUCUCAGUAGUAACGAAGACGUGUCUCAUCGGUUCUUGUAAUAGGCCAUUUGUACGCUGACGUCAUUUUAUUUUGAAAUUUAGUGCUUUUGUAAUUCAAACAUCGCUGGGAUUACCAAUUUAAAUAUGAAAUGGAUUCUGUUACUAGAAGUAAGAUGACUCCAUCGUUCAAGUGGCCUUUUUGUCUGAGUUGAUUGGCCGCUAGUCACUUAGAAAUACGAUCUAAAUUUGUCGGGUAAAGGUUUUUCUCUAUUUCUUUUUUUUUUGCCGCCAUAUAAACCAAUUGUGUUAGCUAAGUCUACUGAUGUCAUAAUUCCUUUCACGUUGCCACUUGUAUUUCUUUUCUUUAGGAAUGACCAACUGCACAUCUAAUACCGAAUGCAGUCACCUAUGUUUGCUUACGCCAGAUGGUGGAAUGUGCGCAUGCUCGAACGGUUAUGAACUGUUACCAGACAACAAAACUUGCAAUGGUAAGGGAACAUUAUUUUAUACGUGUUUUUGGCAAUGAGUCAUUCUUUUCAAUUAACCGCUUUUGUUUUAACGAAAAGGAUUUUAAUUCCGUUCCAGUCACAAAUACUAUGUAACUUGUAAAGAAAUGUUAUUAACUACAUCAAAGGUAGGCAGAUUACUGCGCAGAACAUUUUAGAAAAACAAAAAAUACGGGAACAAAUGUUCUCCAUGCAGACUGAUUUAUAUAUUUCCACGGUGCAAAGAGUCGACAACAUUACACAGUGUGUUCAAGUGCUUAUUGCCCACGGAAAUCUAUGUUAUAGGCAUUUUUAAUCGAUUUACAAUGGGAUGAUAGCCUUUUUGUAUAUUUUGCAGCUUCUGCACCAACAACGAGACGUCCCAUUGAAGGUAUGUUCAAGGCUCAGACAGGUCGUCUGAACAGUAACCACUACCCGGUUAGCUCUAUUGGAUAAGGGGUGAUCUGCCAAGGAAUAACGUUGGUAGCGACUCCAGCCGCACCAACAUUCAGGGUCGUUAAAGAACUGAGGAAAAAGUGUUGUCUUUGUAAUGGCAUCUACAAACUGUUAGAAUUUCUAAUCCUCUCGAAUGAGGACAAUAUUCUGUAGGCCCCAAUGUCUGUGGUACGUUAGAAAGUGGUUGUCAGGGGGUAAAUUAAAGUCCCCUGUGUGGUGGUCUCCCUCAAAUUCACAGUUACAUUAGGGGGUAUCUCUACUCGUUACUUUUUUACUUUGAUUUUUAACUUGUACCAUAAGUAUUCUGGCAAACGUCCCAAGAACCAGUGCUGCAAAUUAUCCCAGUAAAGCCCUGAGGGGAGUGAAUAAUAAUUUACAACGGUGGCUGACAAAGACUCUUUCAGAAAUUGGUAGAUAAGGCUGCCUGCUCCCUUCAGCAGUCUUUAUUCAUUUAUUUUGUUUCAGCGUUUUCCUAAAACGAGCCCGUGCGAUAACUUACACUGAUCUGUGCCAUAGCUGCAUUUCAUAAUCGGCGUUUCAAACAUCAUCCUCUUUCAUUUCAACUUAUAUACGUAACACACUUCAUAUCCUGAUACAGUCCUUUUGUGUGUAUAAAAUUCAUUGAGACUCAUUUUUGCUUAGUUGUAUCUUUUCAUUUCUGCCCGAAAAGGUAUCGAGAUUCGUCUAGUGAAGGGAAAUCUGGAGUCCUUUUUGGAAGGGCGAGUUGAAGUCAGGCUUUCCGGAAGUAACGAAUGGGGAACAGUUUGCGAUGAUCAUUUUGACCUUCGAGACGCAGAAGUUGUGUGUCGAAUGCUUAAUCACAGCCGAGCAGUAAGAAUCUUUUCGCCUGCGUCUGUAUACGGAGUCGUUAAUGAUAAUGUGAGUAUAUGGCUAGACAACUUAAAAUGUCGUGGUGAUGAGAAUUCCUUGAUGGAGUGUAGGCACCGAGGAUGGGGUAUAAACAACUGUGGACAUUUCGAGGAUGUUGGCGUCACAUGCACGAAUGAUUCUGUUGUUCCAACCGGUAUGUUGAUGUCAAUCAAUAAAUCAAUCUAUAAUUUUUCAGUUUCCUAGCGACACGCAUGACAAUACUAAUGAAUUAAAAUCAAGAAAAAAGUUAUAACUUAAGCAAAGCCCUUCACUAACCCGCUUCUUAAUAAACAGUAGAGAUCCUAGUGGCUAAAAAUAUCGUUUUAGGGCCCAAAAUAAGCUAGCAACCCUAAGAUAUAAAAUAACCACAUUUGCGCCUGGCCUUUCUUGAUAACCCUUUUUUGCCUGUUUAGCUUUUUUGCUCAUUUUUCUGUUGCUUGACGCAGAACAUAGCGGGAGCUUGCACUGUUCACUAAUGCUGUUUGGGAGAAGCUUGUUCUAAUUACUUUCGCUAUAAUUAAACAGUUUUAAGACGUGCCCCAUCUCCUUUUAUAAGUUGGAAUUAAGCCUUAACUGUCCAUACGAAAGUAAACUGGUCAAGGACAUGUUCGUAGGUAUCUCAGAUUGACUUCUGUGCAAUAAGAUUUCGUGAAGGUAGAAGAAGGCAGUGCUAAUAGAUUCCCUGAAUAACCAGGUUACUUCUUAAUAAUAGUUUGAUGCUGGGGUACCGUUCGCUACUUAUCCUACAUCUUCGGUGUCGUUAAAUUGUUUCACUUUUUCUCUCUAUUUCAGCUCCCUCUCCAACUAUGGGGCCACCAGCGAGUAAGUAUUUUAUCAUUGGGCUUUCAAAUACUCCUAGAAUUAGUCCAUCGUAAUAACUACCAAGUAGCUAUUUUGGAGCCCCUAUAAAUAAAAUACGGUAAGAAAUAAUAAUAGUAAUAAUAAUAAUAAUAAUAAUAGUAAUAAUAAACCCAAAGUGCGCUCUGAUUUCAUGUAACAUGUUCCAGUACUGAAUCUUUAACCACUUAACAAAAAGUUCGGUGUUCAUUGUAUUUUCCAAUGAAAGAUGCUUCAAAUGAAGCGCGGUGGUUUCGAUAAUGUUGGGUGUUUAGUGUAACCGCUAUCGUUAUGUUAUUUUAGUUAUUCCACCACACUUGUGUACGUUACUUUGCAUCUAUUAAAACUUAGAUAUCAGUGUCCGGUUGCGAGGUGGCACCAGAGAUUACAAUGGAAGAGUGGAGGUAUUAUACAAUGGCACGUGGGGCACAAUCUGUGACAACAACUUUGACAUACAAGACGCUAAUGUGGUUUGCAAGAUGCUAGGUUACAAGGGAGCCUGGUCAACAGAAUGCUGUGGAUUUUAUGGCUUAGGCUCUGGUUUGCAGAUAUGGAUGGACAAUGUUGAUUGCUCUGGGAAUGAAUCCUCAUUAGCGCAGUGUGCUCACGGAGGCUGGGGAGGCCACACAGACGUCUGCAGUCAUAGCAAUGAUGUCGGAGUGUAUUGUAUACCUAAUCCAGUUGUAACUCCAGGUAAGUUAAAUUUGUGAAGUGGACAACGUAGAAGGCACUAUUUGAGUUCCUUUGGUUGUCUGAUUCAAAUUCUAAGGUAGCCCAGUCAUAGGGAAAAUAUGUUAAUCAGUAUACCACUCUCAUUUUGAAGUUAAGUAUUGCACAGGUGGAUAUUAGGGACUUCACGAUUCAACAACGCUACGGCAACGAGAACGUCUAAAAAACCAAUAGGUUUGAUAAGCAAAACAACAAAUUUGCACUUCGUCACGCUUUCUGGACAUUUCUUUGCCGUUUUUGCACAACAACAUGAAAAUGCCUAAUUUCGUGUUUUAUGGAGAACGUAAACAAGCAGCGAAGAAAUUUUAUUUUGCUUUCUGAACUUGAAUAUGGUCCCUUGGAAUUCAAAUUCAGUAGGGUUCGCGUACGUUCGACAAAGUAAUUAGUAGGGAUAAUCGCGAUGAAGACUGAAAGAACGCAAGUGAUGUUCUCGUUGCUGUGGCGUCGUUGGAUCUUAAAGUCCCUAAUAAAAACUUUCAGCUUAAUACGUAACACAUGAGCACGGCCAAAGUUUUUCGGCCAAACCCAGGCUCCACCGUUCUGCUUCUCUAUCAUAGCUACUUGCGUAAAGGAGGUCAUCACAUAAUCAGAAUUAGUGUGAUAGAUUUACCACAAUGAUUUGUUCCAAAGAAUCUCAAAUUAUUGGUCGAAAAGAGUUAUUGAGACCCAAAAUCACCAAAUUGGAAAUCUGCUUGCCUAACUAUCUACUUGGUAAACGAGAAAGCUGUUUUUGUGCGAUAGUGUUGUUCUCCCAGGAUCUUGGCAAAGGCAGAUACUCCUUUGUAUAUCUGCGUGCUUCUGCUAUUUUUUUGUACUAGAUCAGACAAUUCGCUUGGCGGAUGGAACAAGUCCCAAUGAAGGCAGAGUAGAGAUUUUCCUAAAGACGGAACAUGCCGGCGAACAAAUAGGUGAAUGGGGCACAAUCUGCGAUGAUCAGUGGGACCUAAAGGACGCAGCAGUGAUCUGUCGCAUGUUGAAUUACACUGGUGCUCUUGCUGCCCCGCUUUCCGGCGCCUACGGAGAAGGUUCUGGGACCAUUUGGCUGGAUAGUGUAAAUUGUAUGGGAAAUGAAACUAGCAUUGAAAAUUGCCCACACGAUGGAUUGGGAAAUCAUGACUGUUCGCAUUUCGAAGAUGCAGGUGUUAUUUGCCAAGUAAACGAAAGCCACGUGCCAGCUUACGGUGAGCAAUGAUAUUGGUAUUAAACCAAACAAGCCCAAUCAGAAUACUCUCAUUUCAUGUGCCUUGCUAAAUAACAUACCACUAAGUGACAAUGAAGUACAUUAAUUCUCCAAAAUUUAAAAAAUGGUACGUUUCAUAUUUCAGUGCUGUUAUGAAUAAUGUGAUAGUUUGAAUCAGUUUCCAUUUUUAGACAAAAUUGUAUCUUUUUGUGCGAUUCAAUGUUAUCUCUCAAGUAAUGUUCAGAUUACUUGACAUAAUGGUAUCUGCUUUAUCAUUACCACCGCUAAAUUGGAUACUUAAACUGAUUAGUUAGUCGCUGAAGCUAACAAUGUCACGGAUCUUAUUUUAUGGCCUUUUUGUUACGACAGUACGUAACUUCAAAAGAUUUUUGCAGAUUAUCCUGAGUUACGUUUACAGGGGAAAUGUCCUUUUCUCAGCUUCAUGUUCCUCUUUUGGCUCCUAGUUUGCGAGACGAACCUCAAGUUUCUCACUGUGCUCUUUCAUCCGGUGGACUUAUCUUUGCAAUUGCACUUUUCCUUGUUUUUAUUGACAGAAAGCAAGAAGAGCCUACUUAUUGCGGAAUUCAAGAGGAGUGUUUUGUAUCAUGUCGACAUGGAAACAGACCCUAACAGAGCUGUCCCACUCCCGAUUGACAAAAUCCUUGGCCUCACUGCCGUUGGGUUUGAUCCCAUUGAUCAGAAGAUAUAUUAUGGUGAACUUGGGAGGUCUAUAAUACGAAGGUCCUAUUUAAAUGGAACAGCAGAUGAGACGAUUAUCAAUGGUGUCUACUUCGCAAAUCGACUGGCGAUUGACUACAUCAAUCGUAACAUCUAUUAUACGGACUCUCAGAGAAAUAAGAUAGAUGUUGCGGCCGUAAGUGGGCUGCAUCGUACAACUUUACUUUUGACAACUGCACCGGAGGGUAUAGCGUUGGAUUUGAAAAACGGGUACGUCAUUUUCCACUAAGUGAGUUUGUUGCCUUAAAAAUGGGGUGAUCACAACCGACACCCUCCACUUUUUUUCGUUAUGUUACAAUAUUUUUGAAAUAUGAAGACUUCAAUUCUGGGAGGUGAAACAGCAUUAAAAAUGGAUGACCAACCAACCAACCGACUAGCAAAGAAAAUCCUUUAGAUUUCGCCUGAACGAGCUCUCUCAACUGGGGGUUGCGGUUAAAAAACAACUCGCAGUCUUCUCUUUAUGAUCCUGACAUGAAUGGCUCUGAGUUAGAAACUAAAAACAAACGUAAUUUCUUUUCAUUUCAAAAACAAUACCCUUUGUUGCAAUCAGUGACAAAUCUAAGGAAGGUACCCGUGAACGCGGGCCUUGUUUUUAUAGUGCAAACUGAGCCCAAACUGAGGCCCAAAGAACAAAAAGUAUUUUUCAGAGCAUACUCUCUUCAGUAUCACUGGUCACUGGGUUUUCACGGCUGCAUCGGGGACCACCCCUCCUUUUGAAAACAAACGGUCUGGAUCGGCAUUUGGCGAUGAUAUACAUAACAAAAAUCCUGAAAUGUUUGGGCUCACUGCUUUACCGUAACAUGUUAAAAAAUCCUUCUUUGUCAUUUGAAAUAAAUAUUUAUCCUUUUCUUAACACUUCAGACAUGUUUAUUGGUCAAGUAACGGAUUCCCACCAAAAAUAGAACGAGCUGACAUGGAUGGAAAAAAUCGGCGUGUUAUUCUGGAAUUGUCGAUCGAUUCGACCCCAAGUGGCCUGAUUGUGCAACACAUGUCCAACAAUCAAAGUCGGCUCUAUUACACUGACAGGCGUGGUCAGGAAGUCUAUUAUAUAGACUUAAACAGUACCCAGAGCAGGUCGUUUAUAGCCAAUGAGCUGAUCCAUCCGGUGGGCUUAACCAUACAAGACAACAACCUGUAUGUCUCAGACGCAGGUAGUGGUAUCGCAUGGGACGGUGGAGUGUAUAGUACUUUGCUUGGAGGAACAGGAAAUGUUUCCAAAGUUAUUGACUUGCUGAAUACUCCAUGGGAAAUAGACUCCUACGACUUGGACAACAUCUACACACCAGGUAGGUAUUUCUUUAAAAAGGCAAUUACCAGUGGGUCUUCCUCUUUUAAAGGUGCGGUAUCACAGUAAAACGUGUCUUCGCAUCAAUCGAAUUCCAAAAAUAAUGGCUCAGUUGUGUGAGCUAAGAUUAUGUUUAGACAUUGAAACUGUUUCUGUCGUCUGUUGCAACGGAUGGCAAGAAGGGACAUGGAUUAAAACUUGGGCCAACGACUUCUAGUUUUAAUACUAUGCCUACAAAAGUCACCAAAAAAUGUAUUUGGUUAGUGAUCUCUGAUAAAAUUUGUUUGAUAUCUUUUUGAUAACUCCACAGGAGCAUUUCGCGUGUGGGUAAAGCAUUAAAUUAUAAUGACCUAGCUUUAGCACUGGAUUGUUCAAAAGCAGUGAUAUCCUCGUGACAAAGCCCCUUUCAUCAAAGGUGUCCAUACGCAUGCUCAUUUCACUUGUAGACAGUCCUCCGCAAUACCCUCCUAGAAAACUGAAUUAGUAUUUACAGUCUCAGAAGUUAAAAUUCUCGCUUUCUCCCUUUGAGAAAGCCUUCUUGGAAUGCCCCAAGGAACUGCGCUCAAGCAAUUCAAUUAGAUUACUGGUCCCUACCGAAAACGGCACUUUCCAAGAUAAUGCGUCGCAGCUAUUUAAUAAUCUACCAGAAACUAUUAGAAACUGUAAAGAUUACAGAACCUUUUUAAGACUUUCAAGGAAUUUUUUAAGUAACAGAGUACAGAGUGAUUAGUUAGUUUUACUGUAAUUCGACUCUGUUAAUCCUGCUUCUACUUUUAAUUGUAUAUCGCAUAAUUUGUAAAUAGCUUAAUUUGAUUUAUUUUGUAAUUGUAAUUGAUGUAAUUUAACAGGGAAGAGCCACCCAGUGGAUCUGAUAAUAAACCAUUAUUAUUAUUAUUAUUAUAUUAUUAUUAUUAUUAUUUGACUAGCAACCAUUUCGGCCUGUUUUCUAUAGCUAAGAGGAUGAAAAAUAUUACCAACUACAGUGUUGUGGCUGAAAUAUCUUCCAAGAAAACAAAGUGUAAAAUCAUGUAUCUGGCACAACUCAUGAGUCUCAUUUAUGUUAAUUCAGGUGGUAUAGCCACACGUUUUAAGAUUAUGUAAAUAGAGCACCUACAGUUGUAGAUAGAAUGUGCCGCUUUGUUGAAUUGAUGGAUAGAUAGAUAGAUAGAUAGAUAGAUAGAUAGAUAGAUAGAUAGAUAGAUUGAUUGUGUAGGUGUCUUAUUUUAAGAUUUGUACUAUUACAGGUCUUCGUUAAACCAUUCUUUCAUCAUUUUGGAUGUAUAUAUAUUGAAAGUCGCUAUUUGAUUCUUUCUGUUAUUAUUUUAUAGAGUCUCCAGGAUGCACCGACAAAUGCAGUCAUCUCUGUUUGAACUCACCGUCUGGAGCUCAUUGCGCCUGCCCAGUCGACAUGUAUCUUACAAAUGAGACUUCUUGUAAGUGAUCCCCAAGACAGUUAAAUCAAUUCUUAGAAACCUCAUAAAUAAUGACACUAAUUCAAGCCAUGAAAAGACAGUAAGGCAAAAGUAGAAAAUCUAUUUUCAUUGGAGCCAGAGGGCACUUGGGAUUGUCAUAGUGAGGUGCUGGCCUAUCUAUGACCAACUGAUAACGUCUCCCCCAAAAAAGGAUGAGGAGCGAAAACAAAACGAGUUUCGUGCCAGGAAGAAAGAACGAAAUUAGAGGGCUCAAAGAGCCUCGUGGCAGCAGAAUAAAAAGUUCAGAAGUUCCCAUCUGUGGGCCUUUGAGAACCUUUCCGAGAUGGAAAAAAGCACGAAGUAGUAUUAAACAGCCACAACACAAGACAAAACUCUUUAAAUCAAAAUUUGCGGCUAGAAAUGGUUUAACGAUAAACUUUUUCACGACUUAAGGUGAUGUUACACGGGACGACUCGCAACGACGACGUUUAGCGCAAAGCAGGGUUGCAACAUUGUUUUAAAUGGUUGCAACACCGGCUGUUCCAACAUUGCAACGAUGUGGUGCUCUAGCCAUUCUCUUUACGUUGAGGCCUAAAAGGUUUUGCUGUUUUAAGGCUAAGUUAUGCUCGCCUAAAAAAGGUAGUAAUUCAAAUAAUUAAUACUUUUUAAUACAUCUACACCAUCUGCCUACGCCCCACCUGCAAAUUAGCUUUUGUUCUGUGUGGCAGUAAAGUAGUCAAAUACAUUUGUUGAUUGACUGAUUGAUUGAUUGAUCUUGUCAGGUGCCUAUCAUCCUUUGAUCCUGCAUACCGAGUGCUACUUUAGUGAGAUUUACAAGGCUCCUUUGGGUGGAGGUUACUUGUUCGAUGUAGCAAACACUCUGCCUCUAAAGCACGCAUCCUGCCCCUCAGCUGUUGCAUCGAACGCGGCCGACAAAAAAGUUUAUUGGACGGACCUGACAUUCAAACACAUUGUCCGAGCGAACUUGGACGGAACGGAUGAGGAGAUCAUUGUUGAAAAUGUCGAACAUUCCCUGGGACUGGCUGUGGACAGUUACAGUGGAAAUAUUUAUUUUACCGAUAAAGGAAAUAAAACAGUUCAGGUUGCUAAACUUGAUGGUUCCAACAGGAGAGUUUUGAUUGAUACCAGUCCGCAUGAGCCGGUUGGUCUGGCAAUCGAUUCAAGCCGAGGGUAUGAUCGUUUCACAAAGUUACUUUUUCUAGUUCUUUAAUGACCAGCUAUAAUUCUUGUCCGAGAUCUUGAUUUUACGGGGUCAUUUUUAAUCAUUCUCAAGGAGCUAAAAUUAUAGCUGUAAAAGGGCGCCAAGAAACAGAUAAAUAAGAUUAGAGUGAAAUUAUAUGUAAAACACAUGAAUUUGGUUUAAAACUCGUGCUUACGUUAUUCUCCAUUUCAUUUUAGUUAUUUGUAUUACUCCACUUGGGGAGAUCCUCCGAUGAUCGUUAGGGCAGAAAUGGAUGGAAGCCACGUUACUCCUUUAGUAAAGUUCUCUCCCUGGUCAACUCAGGGUCCCAGCGCACUGGCGAUAGAUGUGGACGACAACCUUUUGUUCUGGGUAUCAGAUAGAGAUCCAAGCCUACAAUACAUUGACCUGCGAUAUCCAAAUAGUGAAAUAGUAUACCAUAUCGCCUUCAGUAAUUAUCUACAUAGCCCAAUGGGACUCGCCCUCGAUGCGCAUUAUUUUUACUGGACAGACGGUUUGCUUGGGAAUGUCAUACGAGCCAGCAGGAGUUCAGAUCAGACAGUAGAUGAACUUAUCCCAUUCCAAUAUACACCAAGAGGAGUCGAUAUUUACAAUCCGAAAGAUAUCCAAGGUAUAAAAAGGGUGGAAAGCUGAUCUGAUGAAAUUUUCAAAAGAAGUGACCAAGUUGUCGUCUUAAAAUGAUUUGUUUCUAUUUCGGCUUGAAGGACACCAGCCCCGCCUUCAACUCCAAUUGUUCUACCUCCUGCCUUCUGGGGCUAUUAAUGAUGUUCUUUCUCAUAUCUUCGUCUUUUUGUUUAAUUCUCUUUGUAUCGGUUAGCUCAAGUUACCCUUUUUUCUGCCGACGAAACUAGCUCUUAGCUAAGAAUAUAUUUUGAUGUGCUAUCUUAUGAUUCUCCGCGGCAGGAUUUGCUCAGUCGGUAGAACGUUUGACUGGAGAGUGGGAGGUCGGGGGUUCGAUUCCCGGGGACGCACCAAUACUCUGGGUCUUAAAAUAACUGAGAAAUGAAUGUAUUGCCUUUGUCCUACAAACAGUUAGACCUUCCUGUGGCUAGGAUAGUGACCACACAAAAUGACGGUCCUCAAUUAGCACUUUCGUACUAAAUACUUUUACACUCAAAUAAAGUGCAUUAUUUAUACAUUUUUACUAAUUACAAUAUUCCUUCCUUCCAGCUCCACAUCCUUGUGUGGAUAUCUGCAGUCAUCUCUGUCUCCCAAAACCUGGAGGUUACAAGUGCGCAUGCCCUGUCGAUGACCCAUCAGUAUGCAACGAGACUACCAACGUUACUAGUACGUUUAUCAGUUAAUUGCCUAUUAUACUUCAAAAUUAGCAGCAGCAGCAGUGGUGGUGGUCGAUUAGAGGUAGUAGCGAUAUUUUUCUUCCUACUUGAUCUCCAUCUGUGAGAUGAUUCAGCGACCUAAACAGGAUAGAAAGCGUAUUACCAAAUCAUGGAGUUGGUGUUGUUGUUGGUGGUGGUUGUGGUUGUGGUUGUGGUGGUGUCCUUUGUCACGGGCCCGCUGUAAUUGGCCACAGCUGUUGCGGUGUUUCUACCAACGUUCUUUCUGUUUGUCUGUUUGUUUGUUUGUUUUUGGCGAAGUUAAUAAAAUAAAAAAUAAAAAUAGAAUAUUUCCAUAUUUCAGCUUAAAAUAAAUAUGUUAUUGUAUUUGGUUUUCUGUAAUAUCCAGUGGAGGCGAACUGAAAUGGAAAACCUUGACGCAUUUCCUUCGUUAUCAUUCAAAAAUGACCUAAUUUAUCACUGUUGGCAUUUCACUGAAACAUUUCGUUGCCGGCUAAAAGUUUUUCUUUAUUCUCAGAUGCAUAUGGGUGUAGCGAAGACCCAAGUCUCUACGUUUCUGAACGACACAGCAUUAAAUGCAUUGAUAUAAAGACGUACAAUCAUUCUCAUGUCGAAGUGAAGACUCUUAAAACUGGACUGGCUGAUGCAGGAGCAAUUGACAUCGAUCACCGGGAGCGAAUGAUCUUCUGGAGUGACCAUCAACAAUGGACAAUAAAUCGAAUGAGUUUAGUAACUGGUGAAACUGAGGUAAUCGUCAGCAUCAUCAUCAUUUAUUAGCCUUGAUAUUAGAAUGAAUUUUACAGAAUACAGUAGGUUGUUAGCCGAGGAGACCUCAAGAAAGCACCAGGCCCCAGUUGUGCAAUAGGUGGAUAGCGCUAUUCUGCUUUUGAACAACCGGGGCCUGGCUUAUAGGGGUAUAGGGAGCCUAAGCAGAGGGCGUGGGGCCUUUUCCCUUUUAAUAUGCCUUAACGCUACCGAAUUUGUAUCGCCAAAUUUCUUUACUCUUUUUGGGACGAUUUGCCCCAAACUUAUGAGUAAAAAGUACUGCGCCACAAUCUUAUAGAGAUGACAGAAGUUUGGUACGAGGGACUGUCGUGAGGAAGGAGCGGCAUAGCUGGAUCAGGACCCCCCCGUCCCAGACGUCCCUUUCCUGAACAUAAUUCGUUAUGUACAAACAUUAACCACAAAGGACUGCAAAGGACCGCAAACGAAUAUGCCGAAGAACGUAGGAUCUAUAAAGACCUGAUCAGCAAAAAUGAAAAGUAGACAUAUUAAAUUCUGCAAGCAGAAUACUGCAAUGCUGUUAACUCUGCAAGACAUCAACACGACACCGAAAGAACUUGUAGCCAUAGACAAUAGUUCUUUAUAGUUCUUUAUAAUUAGGUACGGCAAAAUGGUGGGUAAAUAAUCCGUACCUGUUUGACUUUUCUCACUUCCUUGCUUUACCAAAAGGUCAUCAUAAGAGACAACCUAGGACAAGUUGACGGAUUGGCUGUUGAAUGGGAAAGUGGUUUGAUUUACUGGACAGAUUACAUCUUUGAGAGAAUUGAAGUGGCUAGGAUUGACGGACUUUACAGAAGGACGCUUUUUUACACUAAUCUGUACAACCCAAGAGGAAUUGCUGUGGAUCCUAAGUCAGGGUAACAUAAUUAUUCAAUCUCACAAUUUAAUAAUAGUGCUCCACAAAAGUGGCGCGAAGUCGCCUGGAUAACUGAACCGUAAUCAUUGUAGCGUUUUUACGUGAAUUGCUUAAUAAGACGAAAUAAUAAUGAUCAAACUCCUUUGAAGGAAGGAUGAAACCAGUUUUAAAGGAUCCACAUCAAACUACAGCCAUUACCGAGUAACCUUGUCAAGAGGACUCAUUCUGCCACGUUUCGCUUCGUGUAAGGGAAUCCAGGACAGUGUUUGAUUCCGGAUUCCACACCAUGGAUUCCGGAUUCCAGAUACUGGAUUUCGGAUUCUUUGUCAAUGGAACUUACAUUCUGGACUCCAAUCGUUAGUGUGAUUCUGGAUUCCUUGAGCUGUAUUCCGGAUUCCAAAUCCUAGAGUUCCGUAUUCCAAGACAAUUUUCCGGAUUCCGGAUUCCAGAUUCCCUUACAUGGGGUGCCACGUUCCUGUCACAUGCACCCUGCAUGUCCUCUGUCAACCUGACAAGCAGUCUGGAAUCAACGCCAUCGAUUUUCUCGAUAAUAGAAUACUGUCGUGUUGUUCCACCUUUAUAAAGAUAGAGGCGCCAGUCAAUUUUCCGUUAAUCAUGAGCCGUAGCAACCGUUAAGGAAGCUACACAGAAUCCUUGCAGAACCUUACUAUUUUUCAAUUUCCAGGUACAUGUUUUGGACAGACUGGGGAUUGUUUUAUCCUAAAAUUGAACGAGCAGAUUUAUCCGGGGAAAACCGAAAGGUAGUGGUCGACCUUAGAUUUUGGUCUUUCCUGUUAUACCAGUUGUUUCCUAUGAGUGUGGUUAUUGAUUAUGAAGCUGAACGAAUUUAUUGGAUGGAUGCAUACGACAAUUACAUCGAAUCCACAGACUAUGACGGCGGUAAUUGGAGAACUGUGCACUAUGUCUCUCAGAACAUAUUCCCAGCGGACUUGGCUCUGUAUGGUGACAAUUUAUAUUGGGUUGACUGGAACAGUCAAAGUGUUCAGUGGCUUAACAAGUCACGGCCUCUGCUCAUGCGCAACUUUGGACACCUCUCUGACUUCUAUCUUACGGGCGCUGUGGUUUCUGACCAGUCAAGACAGCCUGUCGGUAAAAAAUACGCUCUUUUUGUUUUUCUCGUUUGUUCAUGUUGUUAUUUCGGUGCCCCAAAGAGGAUAAAUGUACGGUAUAACCGACAGCAAACAACAUGCACCUUGUCCAGCAACACUGGUGCGAAACGAGUUGAAUAGCGAUAUUGCUAGUUUUACCAUCUAUAUCAAACCUGUCUUGCAAAAAAUCAGGUUUUUAACUGGCUUAACGCUCAACAUCGCUUUUUAACUCGUUUUUGCGGAAGUGCUGAAAAACAAGUUGCACGUUUUUGUUGUCCGUUUUACCGAAGCUUUACGUGACCUCCUCAAGGCCCAGUUGCUAGAUGGAUGGAUAACACUGUCCACUGGAUGAACGUCUAUCCAGUAGAGAACACAAUUGGUUUUCCUACUUUUCUUUUGCAUUGUGUUUUAUCCGGUGGAUAGCUCUUUGAACAACCGGGGCAGGAAGUAUUGUUAUUGUAUUGUAAUUGUCAACAUGGAACGUAACAAGUCACGUGCUUGAAAACCAGGAAUUCACCUUUCCCACAUUGCCCAUAAUACACUUUCUUUAAAUCCUUAAAUUUUGCAUAACUGUCUUGAAAAGUCUCUCGAAACGACUGUAAUACCCAGGCAAAAUUGGGAAAAAUAGCUAUGCAAAAUUCGGAGAAGGGUGGGAGGGGGAAGCAGAAUGCAUUAUAGCCAAUGUGAAUAUGUUAUUUUUCCCUUCCGCUAUAAGAAAGGAAGACCGCACAAAUAUUAAUUGACUCUGAACGAAACCUCACACAGAUCUGUUUCCUAACUACUCUGUAACAGUUUCACCCUAUUUUUACAACCCCGAAACAUUUUCUAUCUUAACUGAAAUCAAAUAUACACCACAUUUUGCUUCCUGACACUGUAGAAUAAUAAAAAAGCUGAAAAGCUGAAUAAUGCAUUUAGUCAUACCAUUAUAAUUAAGUGAUCAUUAUUUUUUGCGUUUUCUUGAAGCUUCCUCGAUGCACAGACCACCGUGUCGCAUAAACAAUGGCGGGUGCAGCCAUCUUUGCUUGCUGGCCCCUUCUGGAAAACACAAGUGCGCAUGUCCUAAUGGAAUUGAAUUGGAAAGAGAUGGGAUGACUUGCAAGAGUAACGGUAAGAAGACUGUAUCCAAACGUGUAACACAAAGUAAAAAGUAAUACGAAUUAAAAAGUAUCUUGAUCUUUUAAAAAAUUGACAAACAUCUCCAUAUCAAAACUUUGUUAAAACACAUGGUUCCAGUUUUUGAUUGUCAGUGACAUAAGAAAGUAGUAGAAAAACGUUUUCUCAAGAAACAGAUUCCUUUGCACUUCGCACUCGCUGUUGAUAAUUUAGACAAAUAUCAUGCCUUUCUACAAACAUUGUAGACCUUAAGAACGAGAAUUAAAUGACAGAAUGAAGGAUCGGUUGUUGGGACAUUAUAAAUCCACUUAUUAACCGAGAAUGAGGUUAUAACAGGGGAAUCUCAGACCGAGGCCUUCAUGUACAUGUAUUGACCGAGCGAGAACAAGGUCAAGGCUGAGGUCUGAGAUUCCCUGUAAUGACCGAAUGGACGAGGUUAAUAUAAAGAUAUUCACUAUAUGGCCCUUUAGCGCUAUUGAUAUAGAUCACCGGAAGUAAUUGAGACAGUGAUCAAUUAAAACCAAUAACUGGUCGGCAGAUAAGAUGAGUCUUACACUUGAACCCGCGUUACAGUUUAGUAACAGUGGUCAGCUGAUACCUCAAUUGACAGCUUUCAAUUGACCAAAAUAGGAUGUCCUCUAUCAAGUUAAGCACAGACUGUAUAUGCCUUGGACCCCUAGCCAAUAAUGCCCGGUCAUUACGUGAAAAUCUUGCCAGUUCAGCAGCCAAUCAUACCGAGCGUACUAUCGCAGCCAUAUAAUCAAUCGAAAGAUUCUUAAAUACCUGCAAUUUCUUGAAAGUUUCGCAGAGCUUUAGGACUCCAUCUGGAUCCCUUUAUCACUGACCUAAAUGACGUUUGCUGCUUUUCGCAGCCUCGUUUUGAUGAGGCUGCAAAAGUUUCCCAUAAAUUGGGGGAAGGUGGUAGCUCUAAUCACUGUUCAUAAAAAACUGAAUGGUUUUUGCUAUUCUCAAUGCAUAUCUAUUCUUUCCUCGUCUAGGGACCCUGCCAAGCACACCACCACCACCUGUUCCAGGUAACACAUGGAAUCGAAUGUAAAUUUUUAGCAUUGUUCCUCUGAAUCGGCUUUGAUUAUUUCACUGCUACGACCUGUGCUACGACCUGUGCGAUUAAUUACCAUUGUUGGUUUGAGGCCUUGUCCACACUUAUCCGAAUUCGUCCUUACCAGUAGCGUUUUCGAUUCGCUUUCGUCCGUCGACAUAAACGAUGGAAAUACAAUACCAUCCCUCACAGGGCAUGCUCUUUAUGACGUAUGGAAAACCUCCGUACAUGAAAAAAUUAAUCAGGCGUUUUCAAAAAAAACUCCACUCUGGGAACCGUUUUCGAAAACCUGCGCUUAUGGUGGCGGAAAACGUCUUUUACGUGUGGAGGGAAGUCUUAAAUGAAGGAUAAAUUCUCCUUCUUCAAAAAUAUCCGGAUUCGUGUAGAUGGGGCCUGAGUGGGCGAGGUGAGAUCAAACACAGGCUGAAGGAUCUGCAAAGUGGGGCCUUGCAUGACGUAUUAUCUCAUCACUCUAGUCUUCCCCUUUUCUAGCCACUCACUGCAAGAAAAUUGAAACUGGCACCGUUUCGUUUCGCUCUUUCCUGUCGCUAGCUAUUUUUAUGUAUUAUUAUAAUAAAAUAUUUUGAGGAGACUUAAUUGUCCUUUUUUAGAUGUCAGAGUGCGACUCAGAGGCUCUAACUCAUCGAACGAAGGACGGGUUGAGAUUUAUCACCAAGGAAAAUGGGGAACGAUCUGUGACGACCACUGGGGAUUUAGAGAGGCUACAGUUAUAUGCAGAAUGCUGAAUUACUCUGCUGCGGUUUACGCUAUUAGAUAUGCAAAUACUUAUUUUGGAUCGGAAACAAACAGCUCUUUUCCAAUAUGGAUGGACAACGUGAAGUGCCGAGGUGACGAGCAGAGCAUCGCUGCCUGUAGGUUCAAUGAAUGGGGCUAUCAUGAUUGCUCGCACUUCGAGGACGCUGGAGUUGUAUGCUACAAUGAGUCAAUACCACCAACCGAAGGUAAGAGCUACUGAGUAUAUAUUUAGGGCUGUUAGACAACAAUAAUGACGACGGAAACGAUUAAAAAAACAGUAGGUUUGAAGUGGCAAAUAACAAGUUAUAACCAUGCAUCUCGCUUUUAUGUACAUUUCUUUGCCGUCUUUGUAUGAUUACGACGUGAGGCUUCUUAAUCUCGCGUUUUGUGGAGGAGGAGAACACAAGGCAGGUGCGCAACUUAGAUAGACACUGUAGUCCUUUCCAGUUUGACACCAGAAUAAUUCGCCAUCAUUGGAAAAAUUGAACGAGAUGGAAUAAGAUAGUUGAAGUUUGGAACAACGCAAGUUCACUUUUUAAGUGACGUUUUCGCCGCCCUAGUCGUCAUGGUUGCUUGAGCUCCAAAUCAACAAAGUGUUUUGUCAUACAAAUGAUCACAAAUGAAUACACUAUUAGAUUGCUGACCUCCCAAGUCAGGCCAUGGAUCAAUGUGAUUCAUGAAACGUACAGUAAGUCAAGGAGCAAUUCGCCACUUGAGAAACGAGGAAGAAACUGGGCGGAGUUAGUUUUAACAAACACUUCUGGGAACGUUACUGGGCACGUGCCGGUCAGCUAUUGGCUAAUUGUUUUCCCCAGGUUUAUAUUCUGGAGACAAAUCAACCGCUUCAAGUGACGCACGAAACUUUUAAGAAAAUUAUCUUUCAAAUCGGCUCCAAAUUGAAAUUAUGAACUGUAAAACUGGUUAAACCUUACCUCGAAGGCGUUAAUCACAUAACUUAUCUGUAGGCUGUCCUCCCUGUACUAGUCUGAGAAAACAGCCGACAUUUGGGGACGCUACCACUGGUUUCCCCGCAAAAUGGCGUCUGAGAAACGAGCGCAAAUAUUCCAUACUGAUGACGCAUCACUACCCAGAUCUGGGUAGUGCUUCGGAUUGGUCGUACCGCGUGGGAAAUUUGAUUCAACCAAUCAGAAGCACUGCCCAGAUCUGGGUGGUGACGAGUCAAUGGCAUGGAAUUUCUGCGCUCGAUUCUCAGACGUCGUAUGGCGGGGAGACCAGCGGCAGCGUCGCCAAAUGUAUGUUCACACUCAUCGAAGAUUUGUGCCUGAGCUCUUGGUCGAGAGGGCUUGAUGCAUUAAAUUCCAGUCUUUACUUUUGCGAUCUGCAUAUUUACUACCGUGUCAGUGGGUUUGAGUCCCCGCUCCUAUUCACUUAUUUCCGCUAUGGUCCGAAUAUCGUUUUACACUGUGAUGAAAAGUGGCGGAAAACUAUCCACUUGUGACGAUCCACUUUCAAGACAGGCGUGGCGCGGCUUCGUUCCGUAACCAAUCGCGCCAAAAUCACCCUUUCUGUGUUAACGGAAGCUGUAUCCGGUAUGCGUUUGUGUCGGCGCAAGAAGUAUUUUGUAUAGCUUGAACAUAACCUUCGAAUAUGACAAUAUUAUUUAGUCUGUUCGCAGUUCAUUAUCAUGUCGUCAUGCUUCCAUCAUCUCUAGCGGUAACUUUACACUAGGAGUUUAAUUUGCUCAACAUGCUCGCUCCCUCUCCAUCUAUACUGGUUGAAAACGGGACAUCGACAUUUUAAUGUCGAUCAAAAAGCAGCUCGUUUCACCAGCAUUCCACCAAGCGGGACGGCAAUAUACCUGCCCCCUCCUUACUUCCCCUUUUACAAGUUCUAACAUUCUGUUUUGGUUAUUAUUUAAGGGCCAACCUUGGCACCAGGACCUCAUCCAGGUAAUUUGAUAAUAAAUAGCUACAAAACAGAUACCCAGUUGUAGUUGGAAACUUCGCAUUUCUAAGCCUGGGUAGUUAAAAUGUUGCCUUCUGGCAUGGCGUCAUUAAGUUAGUUAUGACUGGCCUCUAAUGAGCAUCAAUGUUCCUAGCACCUCUUAAAAUUUACCCUGAAUAAUAGCAGUUAACCAUAUUUUGAUUAAAUUAACUCUAAGAAUCAAUGUUUUAAUCAGUACUGCUCAAAUUUCAGAAGAUAAGUAAAAUUUUCAAAUGCGCAUUACACUGACAUUGAAAUGAAAUAAUCAAAUGGUUACUACAAAAAUGAUUCAUUACAACAUAGUGUACAAUGUAGGAAUGAUAACCCGACCUUUCAUUUGGAAACAAUUACGUCAGUGGCGUUAAUGUAAAAACUACAAGCAAACUUAAGAAUCUAUACGUUUUGUAUAAUGUGGUAGUUGUUUUCUACCGUAUCAUACCAUUGCCUAAAUUGUAAGUAAAUUCUGACUCUUAAUUUUCCUCAAAAUGUAGAAUUAAGGGUUCGUUUGCGUUCUGGUACUACUUCAAACCAAGGAAGAGUGGAGCUGUUCUUAAAUGGCACGUGGGGAACGAUAUGUGAUGACUACUGGGGAAUCGAUGAAGCGAACGUCAUUUGCCGCAUGCUUGGCUAUUCAGAAGGAGCCUGGAGCACACACUGCUGUGGUUGGUACAACGGUUUUACAGCGCCAACUCAGAUUUGGCUGGACGAUGUUCACUGUGAUGGUGAUGAACAGAGCAUCGGGGCAUGUCGUCACGGUGGAUGGGGAAGUCAUAAUUGCUACCAUUCUGAAGAUGUAGGAGUCGUAUGCAAGUAUACACCACCACCGCCUCCAGGUUUGUUUUGUUUGAUUUGCUUUAAAAGAGCUGUGUCACGAAAUUUAUCAAAAUUGAAACAGUGAGCGUCAACACGUAAACUUGAUAAAAAACAAUUAUAAUUUUCUAUAAUAUAAUACUUCUGACAAUGAAAAUGACAUUGGAGAGAAGCUGCAAAAAAUGACGACUCAAAAAACUCCUGACAGCUCUUCCAUCUUAGUUACAAGAACUGACGAUUUAGUGAUUGUUUCUCUCUUAGAUCAAACGUUGCGCCUUAUUGAUGGGUACAGAAAUGGGGAAGGCAGGGUAGAAUUGUUUCACGAUGGUCACUGGGGAACCGUUUGUGACGACUUCUGGGAUAUCAAGGACGCACAAGUUGUCUGUCGUCAGCUUGGAUUUGACAGUGCGGUCGUUGCACACAAAUUUGCUAUUUUUGGCGAGGGCAAUGGUCAUAUUUGGCUUGAUAACGUACAUUGUGUGGGAAAUGAAAGCUCCAUCGAGAGUUGCCCGCACAAUGGAUGGAAUGAUCACAAUUGCCAACACUAUGAAGACGCAUCGGUUAUCUGCAGAAAUGGGACACUGACAUUAGGUUAGUUUCUCUAUUUUGUCUCCAUUGAACGAUCUUAGCUUCUACUAUUUCUUACUGAUUCACUAAAGGUUGCUUUGGACAUUUGGGCAUACGGAACUCACUGCAAAGAUUUGCUUGAGUGAACACCAAACAAUAGCUUCGCAGUGCGCAUUUUCCAGUGAUCAAAGAAUCCUUUCUUGAAUCAGCUAUAAAUUAAUUGUUCUCAUUCCAAUGAAACCGUUCUUCACGGCGACUCAGAUUUCACAUUAUAAAUACAGGUAUGGGAGUUCGUCUGGAGAUUACGAGCACCGUCGCCUCGCGUGGGCAGUUUCAUUGUGUCCCUGAAUCUGCUGUACAAGUUUAUUUUUCAUUUGAGAAAAGGGGAAUCAAGUCCUCAUUUCGAUGCCUUCUGAUCAGGGUUACAGUUACUUAAAGUUCAGGCAUUUGCAAAGACUUAAACGUUUGAUGAUGCAAAUUCGGUACAAAAAAGGUUCAAGGUGGAGUCAAAGCCCAACUUUGUUUGUUUUGUUUGUUUGAUCGGGUAAAUGUAACGACUAUAAGAUCCAGUUUUUUUUACUAUUAAGCUUGCGAGUGAGACCAGAUACUUCACAGUGACUCAUGUGAACCGUCCAGUAUUAGAGUCGUGUCGGCUUAAUUUAAUUUCUUUCUGAUUCACAAGGAUUCAUCUAACAUCCUGAUUUCUCCUUAUUGCCUUGGCUAAAACUUACACCGAAAGGCUGAAAGAUAGAUAGAUUAAGGGCCGCCUUGUCUGACUCCCUGUUAAAUUCUGAAAAAACUAUUCGUCCAGCCAUUGUUUAGGACACAGCUAUCUACGUUGCUGUAAAAGAACCUGACCGAAUUUAAGAGGCUUGGGCCGAAAACCAAAAUAUACUCGAUUAAAAAAAUGCAAGUAUUGUUCUUGCGUACAACUAUGCAUGUCUAAGAUCUAGAAGCCUUUAAUGUGACGACGAUAAGCGGAUUGAGACAUCCAAAAACUUUCCAGGUAGUAACUAAAAAUAUGUAUAUUUCCAUACAGAUGGCGAUGAUUUCUUGUUGGUGUGUGAAGGUGGCCGCCGACUGUGCUACUACGUCCCACUGCAAACACAGACACCACCUAAUCCGGUACCUCUGUCGAUUCCACUGGACUCUACGCCGUUUGGAGUAGCCUUCGACCCAGUUGAGAGGCGAAUCUACUGGACAGACGCGUUUGGAGACAUCAAUCGAGCUUUUCUUAACGACGAAUCGAAACAGGUUGUGGUAAGAGGGCUUUCGCGUCCGCUGGGUAUCGAGAUUGACCCUGUGGGAAGGAACAUCUACUUCGCUGACGAAAACGAAAACAGCAUCAAAAUUGCAAAACUUGAUGGUUCUCAUGCAGCUGCUCUUGUGAAUGUUCAAUCUCCUCAAGGAAUUACUCUGGACAUAUCUUUGGGGUAAUUAUUACAUUGUUAGGUCCGAUGUGAGGAAAGUCUUCUUAUAAAAAGAAUCAUAAAUCCAUAUUGGGGAAAGUUUGAAAUUGUCUCAUCUUUUUGCUUUAAACAUUUAAGUCCAUAUUUUAGGGUAUGGUACUGCUGAUGACCAGUGUCACGUCUUCCAAAUUGGCGUUUCCAGAAAAUCCGGUUAGAAUGUAAAAGGAAUGCGACUUUUCGGAUCGUUCCGGUGGAAAAUUUCCUGGAGAAACGGAUUAUACGAAAUGGAGUUUCCGUUUUUCUGGACGGCAUGUUCCAAACGAAAAUUCGUGUUCCAUUUCUUGACAGCCAUCUCAGGUACCAAUUUCAGGCUUUCGCGACCGUUUAUCUGAAAAAUGGAACUGAUUUGUGCAAAUGGUACACACGAUUCCGGGGCGAAAUGUACCAGUCGUGAACAGUUCAUGGUUUUUGCUUACCAUUUACCCAAACCGUAACCGACUGGUUUGCCGAUGUAAACGGUAAACCAUCUUUGUUUAUAGCUGCAUAAGACUGAAUUAAGUUUAAAAGUAUUGUAUUUAAAGCACUCACAUUAACGUGUCUUACUUUUUCCAGAUACAUGUACUUUUCUUCAGUCGGUAGCAACCCACAGAUACUACGAGCUGACAUGGACGGUAAAAACAAAACUGUUCUUGCAAAUUUGUCAAACAUCGGACAGACUAUCAUCGACCUGGUUCUUGAUAAACCUGGAAAUCGUUUGUACUUUUCUGACCAAUCCAAUAACGUGAUACGAUACAUUGACCUGGAUAGUCUGCAGGUACACACCCUCCUUUCUGGCAACAGCCUUCACGGUCCAACUGGUGUAACAGCGAUAAACAGUACACUAUACUUGACGGCUCAGGGCGAUGGAAGUUUUGCAGGAACCAUCUUCAAGGCCAACACAAGCAGCGGAACUAAACAAAUGAUAGCCGAUGGCUUCUCAAGCCCUCACGGGAUUUAUGCUUUUAACUCUCGGGCACCUUUAAUAUCAGGUAAUCAGAGGAGAGCUAUUUAAAGGGGUUAGUCACGAGGAUAUAACUGUUUUAGGUCAAUCCUGUGCUGAGCUCAUUACUUGGUGAUUUUACCCCCACACAAAAUACUCCUAUACAGUUAUGAAGAAGGUAUCAAACAAAUUCUAUCAGGGAGCACUAACCAUAAUAUGUUUUGGUGAUUCUUUCAGGCAUACGUUAAGUAAUGGUAACAGGACUGAGUGGAGUAUAAUUCGGUCUAAUCGUACGAGUGAUUAACAAAAUCGGACGACCGCGUGGCGGGAGUCCGAUUUGUUUAAUCACGAGUAUGAUUACAGACCGAAUUGGACAACACGAAGUUCUGUUACGAAUUAAUCAUAACUUUAACAAAAUUUGUGAUAUAAUAGGCUAUUUUUUAAAUCAAAACAAAAGAAAUUCGAAAUUUUGUUUUGCUAGCAGUGAAAAAAAAAGCCAUUUAAGCGCGCGUGUGAUGGCGCGUACUGUCCAAUUACUUAGGCAUGACGAGUACUGUCCUAUUAAACUGUCCAAUUAAGUCUGAAAUCAGGGCAGUUGAGAGCCAAUCAGAUUUGACAAUUUUUUAUAGUUAUGAUUAACCUUGAAAACGCUCGCUCAUUUUUUUCAAGUUUCAAUCCUUGUCCAUCCUUGCCCUCUGUUGAAACAGACGGCAGGAAACAAUUUCAAUGCCUAAAUACGAUCUUAAACAACAAUACUGGACGAUUAAUUCUGGAAUUCAAUUGAUGCGAAAAAUUAGCGUUUUCAAAUAGCGUGACAUAGCUACUUUAAUAAGUAAUAGUCCAACAUUCAAACAGUUAAAAAACGCCGGGGGUCGCCCUAAAGCGACCUGUUUUGAAGUUGUUGUUAGUUUGCACUUAAACGUAUAAUCAGGAAAAGAGAAUUGACCAUCAAAUUUGAGAUGCCAAAUAAUGUACUUUGCUUAAAUGAUCAAUCACGCUGAAACUAUUCCACUGAUCAUUUUUGCAAACUUUGCAGGCCCAUGUGAGAAUAAUGGCGGAUGCUCCCAAUUGUGCGUUAUAAACCCAGGCGGUCAAACAUGCAUGUGCCAGGCUGGAAUGACAGUUAACGAAGACAAAAGGACUUGUAAGAUUUACACUGUCUAUUUAACCUAUAUGUAUUCAACCCAUUUAGCUUGGUGAAUAAUAUCACCAAGGAUGAGGUAAGGAUAGCUGGAUAUUGGCCGAUUGCCUUCAGCUCUGCGUUGUAAUGGACAAACGCGGAGUCGGGGUCCAUAAUGAUGCAAAAAAUAAGAGAAAAGGAAAUCAACAAGGCCAAUAUUCAGCCAUCUUGACCGAACAAGCUUGCUGUACAAGGCGGGAAAUCCCGAGUGGCCAAGAUAGGUCCAUCCUUCCAUCUCGGGUGGCCAGUCAGAAAGCAGGAUUCGCUUCAAACCCAGCCAUUUACGAAACAAGACACCAUCAUAAAAUAUUGUUUUCGUCUUUGACAGUCCCCACUAGAGUUCUUCAAUCCAGUAAUCCCGAUGGCUAUUUUUGGCUUCCCACCCCCUGCGCAUUCUUCCAAUCCCGAAUUUCAUCCCGCUUUUGCUAUAAAAUCCCGAAUCCCGAGUUUCAAAAAGGGAAAUCGUGGAACCCGAAAAACCUAAUAUUAGGGAACCACCUUUUAAGUUUCUUUUUUCCUUUUCGUCUUAGGUACUGUGAAGAACGUUAUCAUGGUUGCCGAUUCCUACUAUGAUGAAAUCUAUUUGUCAACUCUGGAUUCAUCAGACACAACGAUUGUUCCUCUGCCUGUCCAAAAUUUGACAUACCCAGUUGGUGUUGAUUUUGAUCCAUUCAACAAUCGUAUCUAUUGGACAGACUACUCUCUUGGUACCGUCAAGCGUUCUCUUAUUGACGGCAGUAAUCAGGAAACUAUUCGUUCAGGAAUUGCUAGACCAUACGGAAUCGCCCUAGAUCUUGUGGCAGAAAAUGUUUAUUGGAUAAGCCGGCUAGAUAAGACCAUAGAAGUUUCGAAACUAGAUGGAUCUAACUGGAAAGUGCUGGUUUCUGAUUUGGGUACAUCUCCCGACCACAUCGCUCUGGAUACCUCCAGAGGGUCAGUAGAGGCCUGUUCUAUAAAUAGACAAAGGGAUUCAGUUAAAAAAGGACAGUAUUGCAUUGGUCCAGAAGUUAAACAAAAGGUUUUCUUUUUAUGAAAUGAGUUAGCGUUUGAAUAUUUUUCCAAGGUAAAAAGACAAUUACCUCUGUUGAUAGCAGAAACGUAGGAACUGAAUCAUUGUGAAGUAUUAUUUUUUUGGUAGAGGAAUAAAUUGACGGCGAUGAAGUCAUGAAUAUUAGUUUUAUGGACAACACAGGGUUUUGAGUUUUGGCUUGUAUUGUUGAAAAACCGUUUUGGAGGGAUUUUGGUUAUUUUUAGACCGAUGUCGAUAUGGUUUCAGUUUUAUUGACUAAAACAAAUAGAAAUGCGUUUUUAUAGUUGGUGCAUGUUGACGAAGAAAAAAGUUUCAACUCGCAUAAAAUAGGUUUAAUCUACAUUUCAGUUUUGGAUUGUUCGUGAUACUUUUUAUACACUUACUUUUACUUAUUUAAUAUCAUAUGUCUUCCAGGUACAUGUAUUGGUCAGAAGAUGGACGUAUUGGAGGUGCUGAUAUGGAUGGAGAAAACCAAAAAGUUGUUGCCGUAUUGACAUAUUAUUAUGGUUUAUUUGAUGCCCGGGGUCUUGCUAUGGAUAUUCAAAUGAAUCGAAUUUACUUUGUUAGCUACUGGUUUGAAGGUUUGCUUUACGUCGAUCUUAAUGCCGGUGGAAAGGGAAACGGUCCAGUCCAAGUUCUGUUCAGGCAUUAUUCUUUUGAUGAUGACUAUUUUUUGAGUCCACGAGGUCUUGCACUCGACGACCAGUAUGUGUACUGGAAUGAGUACUGGAAUGAGAAGGUGUACCGGAUUAAUAAGACAGGUUUUGAUGGCGAUCUUGCUGUGGUGGCUUCAGGAAUGUUUAGUCCUAGAGGAAUGGCAGUCGUUAAAGGAAAACCAAAUGCAAGUGGUGAGUGACAUCACACUUCCUAUCAUCGUGACUUAGCAGGUUGAAGAUUUUGCUGUAACUUUGUUUGUGAGACUAUGUAUUAUGACUAAAAUUUCUCUGAUCAUCUCUUUUUUCGCAGAUCCACAUCCUUGUCUAAGCACUUGCAGUCACCUUUGUCUUCUUAAACCCGGAGGCUACAAGUGCGCAUGCCCCGUUAAAAACCCUGCUAUUUGCAACGAGAGUGUCCACCAAACCAGUGAGUAAUACUGCUCCCUCAUUUCAUUACCUUAAGUAGCAAGCAAUCGUUUAUAAAUUUCAGUUUCAAGUGAAAGGAAUUAACACUCCUUCGCCAUAAGUUGAUAUUAUCUAAGGCAUAUAUGAGAGGUGUUCAUUUCGGUAGUGUUUAAAAUGUAAAGCUCGUAAGAGAGACCCAAUUUGCAAACAGAAUUACCCAAUCAGUCAAUUCCACGUAGCCCACACGUAGUGCCUAUUGUCCUGUCUGCUGCAAGAUGAUCAAGAUAGUCAUAUUGGGUCAUUCAUUAGACAAUUCUUAAGAGGGGGGCUCGUUGAGUGUUUCUCUUGCCGAUUGUUUAUUUAGAUAUUUUUUAUCGUUGACAAUCUAGAGUUAACAACAGUAUUACAUUUCUCGCCAGAUUUGUAUGGAUGCAGUAGCGACCACAGUCUUUACUUCAGCGAUCAAAAUAGCAUUAAAUGCAUCGACUUAAAGAGCUACAAUCAGACCUAUGUCAAUGUGAAGACAGUAAAGACUGAACUUUCCGACGUUGGUGCGGUAGACAUUGAUCGCAGGGAGAGAAUGAUUUACUGGAGCGACCACGCCCAGUGGGCCAUAAGUAGAAUGAGUCUGGUAACUGGAUACACUGAGGUAAUUAAAGAAAUCAAAUGCUCUAGCAAUGUUUCGUGAACUUCAUAGCGGAUCCCCAUAGCUAUGAAAAUAUCCAAGUUGUUUGAAUAGUCCCCAGUCCAAUCCAAUGUUAAAUGUCAAACGUUCUAACUAUUGUGGUAGCUUCCGACCUGACAUUUCAAAAAUAUUGUGGUCAACUGACAGUUGUCAAAACAAUGUAUCCUCUGACCAGUAUCACAUGACCAUAUCGCGGGCUCAGGUUUCUACAUGUUCACAGGCUCAAAUCCAAAAUUAUUUCUUUGCAAUGGUUACAACAUUCUUUUUUGUUUGAAGUAAAGUAUGAAUUUAGUAACGGGAGCUUCGCCCUUAGCCUUGGCUAAAUUUAUAUACUACCCAGGGUGCGUUCCUUUGAGAUGAUCAUGAUCAGGAUCAGUGAUCUCAGAUCACUCGGAUCAUGUUAGAUCAAAUGAACCGAUGAAUCCACUCUGGACAAGGAUUCAUCGGUUCAUUUGAUCUACCAUGAUUCGAGUGAUCUCGGAUUACUGAUACUGAUCCGGAUCAUCCCAAAGGAACGCACUCUCAGACUGAGAGAUGAUCUCGCUCACGUCUGGUCAGUCAUACGGCUCGAAAACGUCUGCAUAAACUGGAGGAGAUGAGUUGAACCUUACAUAAAGAAGGAAACGUUGAACCUCCUUAUCCCCCUGAGUUAAUUUUACAAGCUAUAUCUGAAGCCCAGUACAAACGGACGCAACACUUUUAACCAACAACUCUCAGCCAAUAUUGGAUGUUACAUGUUGUAUCCAUUUGCACACCCUGUUGCAUCUUGUUGCGUGUUGUUGGGGGUUGUCGUGCAACGUUUCGAACCGGUCAAAAGGCUGAUUUAGCAACAGGACGGGAACGUCAGUUGACGACGGCGCGCGCAAAUCAAGCAGCCUCGCAGAGAGGCAAAUUGAGCACCAGAAGUCGCGUUUAGUCCUUUCCGUGCGCUUUCCCGUCGUCGACUGACGUUCCCUUUCUGUUGCUGAAUCAGCCUAAACUUUUAGCUACGACAAUCAAUGUUGGGAGUUGUUGCGUCCGUUUGCACCUGCUGUUCAUCGUAAUUUUUCAGACUUAUGUCGCAUCUAAAACGUUUUUCAAUCACAAGCGACGAAAGAAUCAAACAAAAAUAUUGGUCAGUAAAUAAAUCUGAAAGAAACAUAAAGAGAACGUGACAGACUGGACACGGUUCUUAAGAGAGCCGUGUAGAAACGCUAUUAUUUGAUGUUUAUAUCGAUUCUGUUUUUAAUUCCAUUGAAGGUCAUCAUAAGAGACAACCUAGGACAAGUUGACGGAUUAGCUGUUGAAUGGGAGAGUGGUUUGAUUUACUGGACGGAUUAUAUCUUUGAGAGAAUUGAAGUGGCAAGGGUUGAUGGAAGUCAUAGAAAGACAUUGUUUACUGAAAGUGUUUACAACCCACGUGGAAUCGCCGUGGAUCCAAAAUCUGGGUAACAAAUUUCUAUUCUCAUCCCGUAUAGGUAUUUGGCUUCGUGCAUGUACGAAAGGAGCUUAGGAGAUAAGAAAUUAUCCUCUCUAAAAUGCAGCAACAUAGGCCACUCGGAGAAACUUUUUCCUAGACCUGUAGCUCAGUGGUAGAUAACAAGAAAGUUAUUGCUUUGACUACGGUUGGGAGAUCCUGGAUCUAAGUUUUUUGCAUUGACAUUCGCUUUAAAAAAUAAAAUGAAACUGAAACAUGUGUGAGACGCUAAGCAUGGGAAAAUGCAAAUACAUGUAUGUAUGUUAAAAAAGGUUCGGUCUAAUUCCUGAAUAGCGAAAUCCUGAGGCUGUCUCGUACACAGACGUCUCUCUCUCUCAAUGUAAAUGUGCGCAAACGAAGACGGGAAGGAGAAAACGGGCGCCUCUCUUCCUUCUCCUGCCCGUAGCCUUUCGGGCCUCGUCACCAGUCCCUCGCGUUUCUCGCUCGCCGUUGUUCCGAACGAAGCUCGUAAGGAUCACCCUUAUUAUGGCACCGACAUAACAGUCCUUACUAUUUUCCAAUUCCAGGUACAUGUUCUGGACAGACUGGGGAUUGUAUAAUCCUAAAAUUGAACGAGCAGAUUUAUCCGGUGAAAACCGACAGGUAGUGGUCGACCUUGGAUUGUGGUAUUUCGUGUUAUACCAGUUGUUUCCUAUGAGUGUGGUUAUUGAUCAUGAAGCUGAACGAAUUUAUUGGAUGGAUGCAUACGACAAUUUCAUCGAUUCUACAGACUAUAACGGCAAUAAUUGGAGAACUGUGCACUAUGUCUCUCAGAACAUAUUCCCAGCUGACCUGGCUCUGUAUGGUGACAAUUUAUAUUGGGUUGAUCGGCACAGCCAGAGCAUUCAGUGGUUUAACAAGUCAGGCCCCUUGCUCCUACACAACUUUGGACACCUCUCGGAUGUUUUCCUGACGGGUGCUGUGGUCUCCGACGAGUCGAGACAGCCAGUUGGUAAGUAGAGUUCAAUUAACGAACAGAAAAAUGUUUCGUUUCGGAUGUUGCGUUUUGCACACCGGAACAUAAUUGUAAGAUGUUGGACAACGUCCCUAACUUUAAGCCGUCAAAUUUGCAAUGGCACUCGAUGUCUUGACGAGAUUCAAUUCCCUGUUUUUUCUUUCAGCAUUGUAACCUAGUCCAACUUUUUAUCCCCCUAUUUUUUAUCCGCAAGUCUAUCGUCCCGCACUGUUAAUCUGAAUACAGUAGUUUGCUGUAUUGUUGAAAAUUUCAUUUUAAUUUAUUUUUAAAAUUCUGAAAGACGAGCGUCGAGCAAGAGAGCUUUAUCACGUUUAAAACACCAGGCGCUCUCGAGUGUUUUUAGCUUGAUGAAAUAUGAAGGGCAAGGUUCCCUUUUAAAUGUACUGAGUAAUAAUCCUUGGGUGUCUGAUAUUUUUUCUAAAGAAAAUUAGGGAUUGAAGCUCAUAUCAUAUUACUCUUUUUAAGUCACUCAUAAACUGAAAUAAAGGAGUACCUGACUUAAUUCACAGCAAUUUUAGAGCAAACCAAUUGAAUUUGUGUCGCUGAGAUAUGAAGGAGAUCUCUUGAAUUAAACUACAACAAGGCAUAUAAGGUCAUUGUACAGCAGGAACCAAAAACAGAGAGUAUAUAACAGAGACUCUAUUUCCCUGGCUUUUUCGUUGUCUAAAUAUAGAGCAGAAGACAUGAUUUAGAGCCGUCGGAGGUAAUUUUGGCAAAGUUUCCAGUUUUUGACCCGGCAGGGGGAUCAAAUUCGGAUUUUCAAGGGAACACCAAAAUAUCGCUAAGAAGACUUUUCUAAGAAGGACAGUGCCCGAGAAAUAUCUAGAUUAGUUAGCUCAGUUUUUUCUCAGAGUGUUCCUUUUUUUUUUAAAGCUCCCCCAACAAACCAACCUCCAUGUCGGAUUAACAAUGGAGGAUGUAGCCAUCUCUGCUUGGUAUCCCCUGGUGGAACAUACAAAUGCGCAUGUCCCAAUGGUGCCAGAGAACUGGGACCCGACGGGAAGAACUGCAAUGGCAAUAGUAAGUCUCCUUUCGUGGAGUGUAUGUAUCCUUUCAAAGACAGGUUUCCUUACGUACAAACUACUCUCAAAAUGGAUUUAUUUAGGUUAUGUUUCUUGCAGUAUAAUCUCAUCAAUGUGUGUACGUGUUACUAAAUGUAUCCGACAGCUAUGAGAGUCCUAGGUUCUUUAGUGUGGUUAGCUUUUCUGGCAAACAGAAUCACAAUCAUCUUCGUCUACGCAUCUACUCAGUUUUACCCUGAGAUGUCUUGAAAAAAUUAUAAAAAUUAAUUCACACUCACUUUGGCACGUUUUACUUGUUGACAUCGUGUAUUCAAAAAUUUUAAAAAAUUAACUCAUUGCGACAUUAUUUUCUCAUUUCAGUGACCGUGCCAACUACGCCAAUCCCCGUACCAGGUACAGUAAGACAACCUAUAAUUUUUGCUUCUAGAGGGAUUUCUUGUGAUUAUUCUGACGAAUUAGAUACAUCAUCUAUUCUGCCCUACCCAAUAUAGUGUUACUUAGUAUGGCAUUUCUGUAAGUCAUAAGAGUCACUGCACGCUCACAUUGAAGAGCGUGUGCGAAGGGAAGUACACAAAGCUCAUUCAUAGACAUAACAAGAACAACCAUACCGUACAUGCUUUGCGUUGCUAUAUACUGUCUUAGUGUGCAACAACGCAUCUUGUGUGCCGCACUGAUGAGCUGCAUUGCAGUGUACGCGUUUACUAUGGCAAUAAGCUUUAUUGGCAAAGCAAACAGUGACAUUUGACAGAUAUGUUUCUCAUAGGACGCAAAAGUUACCAAUUGCAUUAAAAACCUGUCAAAAGCGAACGGCCUCUGUUGUCGUGGUUGUAGAAUAACAGUGGUCAUUUCCGGUCCUCGUGGGAAUCAGCAGCAAACUGCUCUUACAAUUACUGGACAUAAUGUUUAACUUUUAGAUGUCAGAGUGCGACUCAGAGGCUCUAACUCAUCGAACGAAGGACGGGUUGAGAUUUAUCACCAAGGAAAAUGGGGAACAAUUUGCGACGACCACUGGGGAUACAGGGAGGCUACAGUUAUAUGCAGAAUGCUCAAUUACUCUGCUGCAGUUUACGCUGUUGGAUAUGCUCAUUUUGGACAAGCAAACAGUUCUUUCCCCAUUUGGAUGGACAGUGUGAAGUGUAGAGGUGACGAGAAAACCAUUGCUGCCUGUAGGCACGAUGGAUGGGGAACUCAUGAUUGCGCACAUUCCGAAGAUGCUGGAGUUGUAUGCUACACUGGGUCUAUUCCACCAACUGAAGGUAGUUACUAAGUUUAUAGUAAAGACUAUCCAAGUUUUUCUGUAAAUUAGCACAUCUGAUACACUGUUGCCGUUGUUAUCGAUUGUUUCAAGUCAGGUCACAUUUUUUUGAAGUGCUGGAUUGUGUAAUACCUCGGUUCCAUCAGUAACUGUGAAAUGUGAAAAUCCUUACAUGUAUCAUACGAAAUAUGCCAAUAUUAUUUAAAGUCAGCUAAAAAUCUUGCUCGCAGCUAAAUAUAAAUAUCAAGUAUCUUCUAAAAUGUUUUCUGUUAUCGGCCAAGCAUGUCUUAUAGGCUUGGCAGAAUACAGCUAUAAAUUACUCAUUGUUUUGCUGCAGCAUUAAAGAGUAAGUACUGUAGGAGUAAGAACUACAUCUGAUGGUCAAUGAAUGGUUGUCUUUUUUUUCUUUCAAGUCCCAACCGUAGCACCAGGACCUCAUCCAGGUAAGACCACGCCCGCAGUUUGCAUACCUUAAUACUUACUUAGGCGCCGCAUACUACCCCCGGAGGGUUUUUUUUUUACUGAAAUCCUUACUCUCAGAUGUUUGCCUUCUGUCCGGUAGUGCCCGAACAAAACCUUUAAUCCAUUGUCUUCUGGCACAGCCCCGGGAAUGUACCGUCCCUUCCUCGGUCCCAAAUGAGAUAACCUUUUCUUUUAAACGGAUGCACCGCCAGACGGUAGUUUUUAAGGUAGUCUGCACACAGUCGUAAAACACAAAACAUUCGACGGUAAACGUCACAGUUUCCCGUAGUCACACGAUUUCACAUCAUGUUUUGUGAAGCCUAGUGAAUAUGCAGCAAAAAUAAAAGAACAACAACAACAAACAGAUACCACGACAGAAAUUUCUCAAAAAUUGUCAUGCAAUUAAAUUUUAGAUUUAUAUUUAGAUUUAUAGUAAUUUAACCACAUUGGCACCCUGGUAAAGUCAAAGCAAGAGAGCCAAGGCUCUAAUUUAGGCGUUACAUGCCUACUUACACUAUAUUCCUUUUGGCUUUUUCUCUUUCUUUUUGGUUCCUUUUAGUCUAACAUUUAUGUAAAUUAUAUUUGCAGCCGGUUACUAAAUUGCCUACCUAAAAUUGCCCAAGGGAGCCAGUCCCCUUAACUUAAUCCAAUCCACGCGCCAUAUUCUAUCGGGAUACGUCGUUGUAAAUCUACCCUUUUUCUUGAUUUCUUCCCAUUCAUACAGAAUUAAGGGUUCGUUUGAGAUCUGGUUCUACUUCAAAUGAAGGAAGAGUGGAGUUGUUCUUAAAUGGCACGUGGGGAACGAUAUGUGAUGACUACUGGGGAAUCGAUGAAGCGAACGUCAUUUGCCGCAUGCUUGGCUAUUCCGAGGGAGCCUGGAGCACACACUGCUGUGGUUGGUACGACUCCUCCUCAGCGCCAAGUCAGAUUUGGCUGGAUGAUGUUGAAUGUGUCGGUGAUGAACAGAGCAUCGCGGCAUGUCGCCAUGGCGGAUGGGGAAGACAUAAUUGCUACCAUUCUGAUGAUGUAGGAGUCGUAUGCAAGUACACACCACCACCGUCUCCAGGUUUGUUUUGUUUGAUUUGCUGUGUCACGAAAUCAAUGUUUUUCAAAUAGCCAACACAUAAACUUGAUAAAAACACAAUAAUAAUUGUCUAUAAUAUAAUACUUCUGACAAUAAAAAUGACAUUGGAGAGAAGAAGCAGAUGGAGAUGAGAAGAUGUGCAAGAGUGUACCAGCGCCAGCAUAAGGUACAUCAUUUCGUGCAAAUGAAGCCUGCGCCACGGACGAAACUAAACUGUGGUUAAGUCUGUCUGCGAAACAGCGCCGAAAUCCUUGUUCUGUGCCUCCAGUUGUGUACCAAGAUUUGAGUACACUUCAUGAUUGGCCUGCUAAAGAGCCAUGGCCGAUUUACGAAACGCACUUCUGUAAUUGGUUGAGUCUGUUGGAGCCCAGAGCAAGGAUACCAGCGCUGGUACGCGGGCGUUACUGACCGAGGUUGAAAAAAAAUAUGUCUGCGUUGCAGGCUAGGGUUGAUGCUAGCUCAAAACUUGAAGUAAAAGUACUUUUUCAAGUUGGUAUUUUAACUUCAAACGGCUAUCAUCGUUUUUAGAUAAGACUCUGAGACUGGCUGGUGGCUACAGAAGUGGCGAAGGAAGAGUAGAGAUAUUUCGCGAUGGUCAUUGGGGAACUGUUUGUGAUGAUUUCUGGGAUUUCAAGGACGCUCAAGUCGUAUGUCGUUCUCUUGGUCAUGAACGGGCUCUUCUUGCACCAAAAUUUGCUGCAUUUGGCGAAGGCAACGGUCACAUAUGGUUAGAUAACGUGCAUUGUGUGGGUAAUGAAAGUUCCAUUGAGGAUUGCCCUCACAAUGGAUGGGGCAAUAAUGACUGCAGUCACAGUGAAGAUGCAUCAGUCAUCUGCAGUAAUGAAACAGUUCAAAUAGGUGGGUAUAUAACAGUUAUUCACCGAAGUGAAGCCGCGAAACGGCGAGGUAAAUAAGCACCACUAGCCACCGAUACUGAGGUGAAUAAUUGUUUCAGUGUAAACAUUGACAUAAUUGAGCACAAAGAUGAUUAUUUUUAACUCAUUUACUGUUGCCAACGAUCUCAUUACAAUUUUGGUGCGCAAUGACCGAAAAAGCGUCGCGUUUUCUUGCCGGCAAAUAAAACUUUUGAAGGCAUUUGUUUAGCUCUUUCGUAGAAAUUUCUGCAAAAGGAGUUGUGAAUUCUCUUUGUAUUAAAAAACAUUCUCUAAAAAAGGGAUUAAAUUUGCUUUAAAGCUUAGUUAUGAACAUGUAAGCUAAAUAAAGUAACUCAAGACUUAAGCUUAAUUUGCAUUUGUAAACAAGAACCUUUUUUACCGGUUUCAUCGAUUAAUUCAAGUCAAACAGACAAAGCUUUACCAGUUAAAACUUCCAAACCGAGUUUCUUCACCUUCUUCGUGUAUUUCGGGAACAGCUUUUUUGAUUAUUUGUGAAAUUUCCUUGGUUUUUGCCUUACGGCAGCAAACCGGGAAGCCAUUUUAUUCAUAACUUACGCAAGUUUGGCGUCGCUCGGAGGAGGAGCUGGAGGUGAAUCAGUGAAUAGCAAUACAACUAUCCCCCAAAGGGAAGGUGAAUAGUGGUGGUAUAUUGAGACGCGAAUCUUCGAGGUAUAUAUGUAGCGCUAUGAAGCGACCCUAGCCUGAGGGGAAUAGUUGUUUUAAUAUUUACCAAAUCAGUUGGAUCAAAAUAAAAAAGUAACUAUUUGCAAAUGAAAGACGUUACUUAGUUAUUAUAAGAGUUUGUUUACGUUUCAGUUGACAGUGUUUCGGGGAUAAUUUUGUUAUGAUUUUGAUUCAAAUUCAGCAAGAAAUUUUUUUAUACAGACCAGUAAACACCGACAAGCCAAAUUUUGUCUCUUUCUUGUACUUGUUGGUGCAGCUGCUUCAUUUACCGCUAAAAUUUCAUCUUUCGAAAGUGUCGCGAAACCAGAACCCAUUUUGAAUCCCGUGCCAAAACAGUGAGUAUGCAAGAAUAUUCCGAGUUACGGAAGCCAAUCAAAACGCGCAUAAUCAAAACAUAUAUUUGCAAGAAGUUUCGAAGAAGUUGGAUUUGUUUGCAUGUUUGCGUGUUUCGAAAGAUCUUCGAACACUUUUGUUGCCAGUAUUUAAGUCAAAAAUCAGAUUCGUCGUUUCUUUUUUUGCGGAGUUUUGUUUGUCUGCCGCAAUUUAUAUCUAUUCAAAGUAGACAGACUGCAAAUUAUCUUAGUUGCUACAAAAUACAUAUCUACGUGUCGCAACUGCUCAUCAGUAGGAUACCUAAAAUGCGUGCAAUUCCACAAUUGGUUUCGGCUCCAUUAAAUCCUAUACCAAUUGCAGAACAUUUUAGGAGGAGCCACCCACCAUGUGAGCACAGUCACGGACAAUUUAUAAGUUAGGAAAAUAACGCAAAGUAAAAUUAAGACGUUAAUAAACGAACUAAAUGUACACGUCAAAUACACGUCUAUGUUGGAUUUAUAACAUAUCAAACAACAUCCAAAGUCAGGAUGGUAAUUUCAGAAUAACAUUAUGUAACCUCAAAAAACUGGAAAAACGACUCUUGCCGAUAUUUUGUGCUUAUUAAAAGACUUCGUCGGGGCAACUGUUGGAUUUAUAAGUGUGUCUUUCUGUCUUCAUCGUGUUUCUCUUAAUAUAUCAACAUACAUUUGUCUAACUUUGACAGUUUUUAUAUGUUCAGUCCUUUUCAAUAAUGACAUGCAACAGGAUAUUCUGGAUUUCCCUAACAAGUGCUUCCCUCCAAUUACUAUACGAUUCAAAGAGGAAAAACGUGAGCUUAAAACUUCUAUAAAUUUCCUUUUUUAUUAUAGGUGCGGGUGAUUUCUUGCUUUCUUGUGAAGGAGGGCGUAAAGUGUGUUACUACAUGUCUCUAGAACAGCCGACUCCACUCAAUCCAUUGCCACUGUCAAUUCCAUUGACGAUUUCGCCGUUUGGAGUAGCUUACGAUUCAGUGGAGGAGCGAAUCUACUGGGCAGAUGCCGAUGGUAACAUUCGUCGAGCUUUCCUUAACGACACCACAAGCCAGGUCGUGAUAAAGGGCAUUUCCCGUCCAAUGGGGCUUGAAAUAGACCCUAUAGGAAGGAAUAUCUAUGUCGCAGACCAAAAUGAAAACAAUAUUAAAGUUCUCAAACUAGACGGUUCUUAUGAGACUGUAAUUGUUGACGUCGAUUCACCUCAAGGGAUAGCGUUGAAUAGCUAUUCGGGGUAAGAUUUCUUGUUACAUUAUUAUACCUACGGUAUGAAAGUUAAGACAAUGAAAUAACUAAUGAAAUAUCUCAGAUCUGGCAUAUAUCUUGUUUUGAAUUACACAAAAAGUCGUAUCGUAUUUGCAAAAGUUAAAUUUUUACACAUUUUACUUGCUAAUUAAGCAAUUUAAAACUUGCUUAACCUGCCCGGAUUCAAAGAAGACAGUUUUGAAUGCUCUGUAGUGCAAUUCUUUCUGUCACAACUGCUGCGAGAAAAUAAAUUAAGAAAAUUUACGUUUUUCUUCCUUCUAGGAAGGAAGAUAUUUUCAACUUUUAGAACGCAGCACCUGACGACGGUUCGUCUCAAUUUUCAACAAUCUCGGAUCCUCAUUAUAACAAUACAUACCUACAUACACAUAUAUAACCUUUAUUUUAACUCGAAUUUUUGAGUGGCUAUACUAUAUAGCUAAUAUCUUGGAGAAACAAAUUAAGACUUGUAAAACUGGAAAAAAAAAUACACACACAAAAAAAAGACAAAAAGGAUGUAGUUUUCCAUAAAGAAGACUAAGUUCACGUUUUAAAUCUCCUUUCUGCAGAUUUAUGUACAUCGCGUCAGUUGGAUGGAACCCACAAAUAUUACGAGCAGACAUGGACGGUAAAAACAAGAUUGUUCUUGCAAAUUUGUCAAGCAUCGGACAGACUAUCAUCGACCUGGUUCUUGAUAUACCUGGACUCCGUUUGUUCUUCUCUGACCAAUCCAAUAACGUGAUACGAUACAUUGAUCUCAGAAGUCGGGAGGUACACACCCUCCUUUCUGGCAGCGGCCUUCAUGGACCAACUGGCCUCGCAAUGUUGAACGACACCCUUUACUGGACAGCUCACCAGGGCGGUGGAAUGUACGAAGGAUUCAUCUUUGAGGCUGACGUAACUAAUAGAACAGUGCGCAUGAUUGCCGAUGGGUUUAAUAAACCUGCAGGACUUUACGCCUACAAUUCGCGGGCACCUAAAACACCAGGUGAUUAUUACAAUUAUAAUAGUAUAUUAUUAGAGACCCUUAUAAGUGAAGUCAUUUCGCAAGAUAAAAAUGGUCAAGCUAAAAACAUAAUUACAAACAAUUUUUAAUAUAGCAAUUUGAAGUUUUGCUUUGUUCUGAUAAGCUCUUUUCUACUUUAUCUUUCUACAGCUCAAACGGCCUGUCAAAAUAAUGGUGAAUGUUCCCAUAUGUGUGUAGUGCGACCUGGUGGUCGAACGUGCUUCUGCCAGGCUGGAAUGAAGAUAAACGAAGAUGGAAAGACUUGUAAGUUGUAUAAAAUUUAAUUCUUUUGGAAAUAAUUUUCUUUUAAAGAAGACAAAAUUUUUAAUCGUUACCAUGGCAAUUAGCGGCAAAGAACUUAACCCUUAAUUCUCAAACCCACGCUUUUAACCCAAAGAAAUACGGGAGUCAUUUUUUAAUUAACCGUUGAUUUAAGAGAGACGAAAUACCACGUUGACUGAAAUUUGAAAUGAAUCUUUGUUUCUGAAUCUUGAAACAAACACUCAUUCAAUAAAGUGACUACCGUAACCCGCGUUUUGUUUAGUUCCUCGCACUCUUCCGUUUAUGAGCCCUUCUUAACCCCUUACAAAAUUUGUAUAAGCCUUGGGCUUGUAAGGGGAAAUUUCUCUGAGUUGAUUUUAGGUGUUUUCAUCUCAUGAGUGACAGAGUCAAAGGGUCAGAUUUCAUCCGAUAAUUGUUUGUUUGAUUUUGUUUCAGGCACUGUCGCAGACGUUUUAUUUGUUACAGACUCUUAUGAUAACAAAAUCUACAUUUCAUCACUAAGCCCAGAUGAUACCACGAUCGUGCCUCUACAACUUAAAAACCUCUCGUUUCCUGUUGGCGUUGAUUUUGAUCCGUUCGAACAUCGUGUGUACUGGACCGAUCAUGACCAUGGCUUUGUGGAGCGAGCCUUUGUUGAUGGCAGGAACCAAGAAAUUGUUCAUAUGGGACUUUCUCAGCCGAGUGGCAUCGCUCUAGAUUUAGUGGGAGGAAAUGUCUAUUGGAUAAGUACAGGAAAUCUAACCGUAGAGGUUUCAAAGCUGAACGGAAGUUUCCGAAAAUUGCUUGUUUCUAACCUGUCCUCAUAUCCAGAAGAUAUUGCUUUGGAUACCAUGAGAGGGUGAGCUUUAACUAUUCUUGAUAACUGAAAGAGCACAGGGGAGCCAGGGAAACUAGUGCCCUUUUGCUUUGUUGUUUAUGGGAAUACUGAGAAACUACAUUGUCAUAAAUGAGUUCACAAACUGUCUUGAUUUGCCGCACUUCAACAAACGUCACAUUUUCUGAAGAGAAGAGCCCUCUUCCAUCCUCCAGAGGACCACGCGUUUAAUGUCGCCUUUCACAUCUACACAGAAAACAGCGACAUAAAUCUUACCCUCACUUAGCCUGGGACCAGGGUUGAUCCGUAUUGGGGGGCAAAGGAGAAAAAAAAUCGGCGUGGGCGAGAAAAAGGAUCGGCGAGCGAAGCGAGCCGCGAGGUGCCUCGCUCCUCUCGCCGAUAUUUGUCCUAUCUGACCCCGUUUUUUGUCCUUUUUCCCCCACUGCGGGGCCUGGUCCAAAGCUAAGCCUCAGUAGGUUUAAGAUGUGUUUAUUUCCUACAAUGGUAGGGUGUCAUGAGACUUAUCAAAACCCAAACAGUUGGAAACGCCACCAAACUGAAUGAAAAAUAACCGCUAAAAACGUCAAAAGAAGGCAUAAAUAUCGAUGAAUGAUACAAUAAACACAAAGGAGGUACGGAAGAACAAACCUGGAGAAGAUUGAAGGGGGAUGGCGAUUGUGGUCUUUGUAACCUUGCUAGCCUGACAGUUUUUAAAGUUCAUUCUUCUUGUUCGUAACGUUCGAAAUAUUACCUGGGAGACAUUAUCUGUGAUUUUGUCAGUCACAACUAAUUUCUCAAGUUUCAUAGUGAAUAAAGAACGUUCAACUGGCGUUAUUAGAGAUACUAAAAUUCACGUUUACGGCAUACGGCAGACGGCAAACGUCAGUUGAGAAUUUUUCAGAACAGAAAAGAAGCACAUAAAAAAGGUCCAGAACGAUUCUUGUGGAUAACACUAGCAUAAAACUACUUCAUUUUGUGUAGAAGCAAUAAACAGUAAACGAAAAAUAGGGGGAAAACUUGGUCACGUGAUACAAAUUCACCUUUGCCGUGCAUGUGGUGUAAACGUGAAUCUUAGUCUCUCUAUUAACAAAAUGAACCAGUAGACAGUCGCGACCCAGUCCCUUUAAUGCACACGUCUGUUAAUUUUUUAGGUACAUGUACUGGUCAAGUCAUGGGGUUAUUGAAGGUGCCGACAUGGACGGAAGUAACCGCCGAAAUAUUACCUUAUUGAGAGAUUCUUAUGGCGAAUAUGAUGCACUGGGUCUUGCCCUGGAUGUACAAAUGAACCGACUUUACUUUGUUAGUUACUUUUUGUACGGCUUGUUUUAUAUUGAUCUUGAUUCAUCUGGAAGUCCCUCUAUUCCGCAGAGUUUGCUCCGGUCAUUCUUUUAUUUCGAUGAACCACAUGGGGUUGCGCUCGACGACCAGUUUGUUUACUGGAAUGAAUAUUAUGAGGAGAAGGUUUACCGGAUGAAUAAGACCGUUGCAGGCAAUAUUGAAGAUGUUGCUGCCGGAAUCUAUAGUCCUUUUGGAUUAGCAGUUAAAAAAGGAACCCCAAAACGAAAUAGUAAGUACAAAUUCUUCGAGUGAUCCUUGUUCAUUUGAGACAAACCAAAGUCCUUGGCAUUGACAGUUGACACGGAUUUAUUUUUUUCUGCAAACCUUCAGUACAGGGGUUGUGAGUAGUAUAGUAGUGGCGAUUUGACCUCCUUAUGGCACUGAACACGUCAUCGUCACAUUUCUUUUGCAUUCAUCCACUACGUGACCACCGACACCACAGACGUGUACUUGCACUUUUUUUGUUACCCUCCAUUGCCAACGUAAAUACCGCCACCGUCGUUUCUUUAUCGCCAUGUGUCUACUGUUUCUUCCACCCUCAAUAACACCAAUACUACCACUGUCACCGCCAUAUUUUUCCAAACGUUUUCCUUUACCGCCAGCACAACCACCACACCUCAGUUGCACUAACCACGAACACCACCCCGUUCAUUCUUUUCAGGCUACCCUACACGUUUAUUCCCUCCACUGUCACAGCCAUAAUUCCAAAGUAUUCAUCCGCCGCCCACACCAUCACCACAUCUCAGUUGUAAUAAUUUGUAAAUUCAUUGCCUCCUAAAUAUGAACAAAACCAGAACGUUUUUCGACUUAUUUACAGCCAUAAAAUGCAUCUGUUAGUUAGCCCUUUUGGGCCUUUUUACAUUUUUACAGACCGAAAUGACAGAUUUCGCCACCCUUCAUAUACUUCAUUUAGUGAAAUCCCUACCAUUUCAUGCAUAUACGUAAAGUCUGAAAUAAGAACCCACUUCGGCGUAGCCUCCCCGUAUAGGCCAUUGUAGAGAGUGCUCCCACCCCCCAGGCUACAAACCUGUCUUCAUUGCAACUUAUUUGAGCAAGCAGACUUAGGGCUAACUUUGAAAUACAUUUGCUAGCUAAUUACUCGACUGUUCUCUUUCAGCUGGUCAUCCAUGUAUGAAUGCGAAUGGUUACUGUACCCAUCUCUGUCUGCUAAACCCCAGUGAAAGUGGAUACCAGUGCGCAUGUCCGGAUAUAGGGGAUGGACGAGAAUGUUUCACAAUACCGAAACCACCAACUACUACCACAACGACAAUUGCUCCUACUACUGUUUUCAUAGACUAUUGUGAAGGCGAGCCUUGUGCAAAUGGGGCGGGCUGUGAAAACAGUAACGGCUUGUACAUUUGUACCUGUGUAGGGUACUUUGGUGGCGUCAACUGUACCAUUGCUCUAGGUAAGUUUAAACAACUGAUCUAUCUAAAUUCUCCAACACGUUUUUAAACUUUGUAAUGUAUCCUUAUGAAAGCGUUUUAGAGCACGUUAAGCAAUCAACUUACUGUUUGUUCGUACACAUACAAUAAUGAUUUAAAAUAGUUAUGCCCUCCUUUUUGGCUAAUUACUGAUUAUAUCAUACCCCUUCCGUCUAAAAUCGUUAGCCGCUGCCAAGUCAUGUCAACUUCAUUUAAACUCACACGAAUUGCUUAAUACAUUCACCACUUUAGAAAGGAGACGAGGGGGCUCCAGCCGAAAUGUGUCCAUCAACUAUUUCGGGGAAAAAUAGUUUUGAAAAAAAUAAGAUUGAAAGGAAGGCCUUGCACUUUCACAACAAAGGUCGCUUCGCUAAGCUAACAAAAAAACAAAUCAGUUUGAAAUUGGCUUAGUUUUGUAUUUUCCUUAGCCUGUGAAAACAGCCGACAUUUGGCGACGCUACCACUGCUUUCCCCGCCAAAUGACGUCUGAGAAACGAGCGCAGAAAUUCCAUACUGAUGACGUGUCACUACCCAGAUCGGUGGUGCUUCUGAUUGGUGUGCCGCGUGGGACAUUUGAUUCAACCAAUCAGAAGCACUACCCAAAUCUGGGUAAUGACGCAUCAUCAGUAUGGAAUUUCUGCGCUCGUUUCUCAGACGUCAUUUGGUGGGGAAACCAGUGGUAGCGUCGCCAAAUGUCGGCUGUUUUCUCAGGUUAUAUUUCCCAUUAAUAUUCCAUGAAAAACUAUACAGUUUUUUCAUAUUUACUGUUAUUAAUCAAUUAAAUGCCGCGGGGUUUAUUUUAAAUUAUAUUCACGAUGAAUCAUUUAUAAUAAUUAUCAACACAUACAUUUGUAAUGUCUCGAUUUUUUGCUGAGACUGAUAAGCAUACGAUAUGAUACGUAUUCAGUGUAUUUCUUUCUUGUAGUCCUCAAAUAAUGACCGCAUUGCUCGAAUUGUGCCGGGCGUUUACUCGAGGAUAGCACCUAUCUGUAAUCGAGCAAGACAAUAUAUUUGCUCAAAAUUGCCAAUGAGCUGAAGUAUCUUUCUAUAUUUUAUAUUUUAGAUGAAGAAAAUGUCGUCGAGGUGACUUUCGAAGGCGUUACUUUGGUCGAGGUAAGUUUACAUAUUGGAGCCGCAUGUAUAUCGAAGAUAAGCGGCUUGAAUAAGACGCGAAAUCUAUUAUUCAUACGGGUAUUAUUCAUAACACGCAACCAGCUCGUAUAAGUGGUUCGCAGCUUGUUUGCGCCUUAUUUUCACUCCCAGACUCGUUUUUAUUUGUAUGUUGACUAUAGCAAAGAUACGGUAAAAAAACAGCGAUUAAAAACCUUUUAGGCUAAAAAAAUGAAACAGGUUCUUAUUUUCUAAAAUCUAUAAAAAAAAUUCUGUUCACCUGGGCAAAUAAGGUAAGGCAAAAUUCAGGAUCCUCUUUGGUGAGAUAGCCGUACCUUGUUGCUUCAACUUCAGUUGUGAUGGUAUACAGGUUAAGGAAUGAGCUGAAUACCACUAAAUACUCUUGGCUACAAAGUCCUUUUUCUUCACAAAAGAACCUAUUUAAAAACCUUUUAGGUCUAAAUUUGUGCUAUUUACCAUUUAUGUAAAAACCUGGCUAACUUGGUAAAAUGUAGGUUCUUAGUUCCGGGUUUUUAAUGUAUUUUAAACAUGGCAUUGUUGAAAGAAAGAUGGUAAAUUUUUUAAGGUCGGUGAAGAAAUGAGAGGUGAUGUCCACGUGAUCAACAUGUCAAAGAAAGAAAAAUCUGAGUCCCUCACAAGGAUUGAACCUUCGACCUUCAGUACACCGGUCGGAUGCUCUAACCACUGAGCUGCGAAGGACUCGUAGCGCGUAGGGCCAUACACAAGGUGUUUAAAUAACGCAUGCGAACUAUAUGUAUCAGUUGCCAGGUGUGACUUAUCCAUUUAAGUCCCCCAUCGUUGAUUGAAUUACAGCCUUAAUGAUUUUGACUAUUGUAAUUUGGAGGCUGUGAAAAUACACAGCUCUUCAUUGGUUGCAUUCAACCUUAAUUUAUUGUUAACGGGUGAAUUAUCAAUUCAACUCCUUUUAGUUUAACCUAACAGCCUUCAUUCAAGCCAUUGUGGAUGCACUGAAUCAACAAUGUUUUGAAGAUCCAGCCUCAUGCCCUAUUUCAGUUGAAAGGUGAGAAAAUUUCUGAUUUAUCUCAUUGCCUCAACUGAUUGUAUCUUUCGGCCUCAUGUAAGGUAAUCCAAGACAGUCUUGGGUUCUGGAUUCCACGCCAUGGAUUCCGGAUUCCAGCUACUGGAUUUCGGAUUCUUUGUCAGUGGAACUUGGAUUCCAGAUACCAAUCGUUAGUGGGAUUCCAGAUUCCUUGUGCUAUUUUCUGGAUUCCAAAGCCCAGGAUUCUGGAUUACACAAGCAAAUUUUCCCUGAUUCUGGAUUUCAAAAAUCCGUAUUCCCUUACAUGGGGCGAUACCUUAUCUUACGCAACGAGAACGUUGACGUCCCAGACAUAAAAAACGUCAACCGGAAGUUGAUAUUUUCUCUCUUGUGCUCUGACGUCUGAUUCGAAAAACGCGUACAGCGGAAGUUAAAACAAAGCACUCAGACUCGUUGUGCAAGAUGGACGCGUUCCUUCAAGCGAGAUAUCGAACUUCCGGUUGCUAUUCAUGACGUCUGGAGCGCCAGCGUUCCCGUUGCUAAAGCUCGCUAUUACAAACCUUUAAUAAGAUUAGAGGACGAGGACGAGAUUCGACUUAAAGUUUUUUUAAGUGCGUCUUCUCAAAAAAUAGACACUCGGGAAAUCUUUAUCGUACUUUUUUUUCCACAGAAAAGUUACUGCUGUUAUUUUUAUUGAAGGAGUUUGGGUCCCCUCCCGAUCACAAAAUGUUAAAACUUCUAACAUCUGAUAACUUGAUUCCUCUACUAGGACAUUCUUCAUGAAACACGUUGUAGAAUAAUGACGGCUAUCACGUUUCCCCGCCAAAAUAGGGACUUUAAGAUCCAACGACGCGGGCGGCAACGAGAAAGUCAAAAAAAACACUAUAGGUUCCAGAAGCAAAACAACCACUUUGCACGCUUUUUUGUACAUUUCUUUGCCCGUUUUUGCACGACUACGGCGUAAAAAUGCCUAAUUUCGCGUUUUAUAGAGGACAUAAACGAGCAACGACGAAAUUUUAUUUCUCUUUUUGAACUUGGAUAUGGUCCCUAGCAAUUCAAUUUCAGAAGGGUUCGCCUACAUUUGACAAAGUAACUGGAAAGGAAUAACUGCGAUAAAGACUAAAAAAAUGCAAAUUCACUUUUGAAGCGAAGUUCUCGUUGCCGUCGUGUCUUUGGAUCUUAAAAUCCCUAAUGACGCUGGUUCACGCUCACGCUCUACAUAGUAUUGAGAAAUUCUCGUACUGUAUUGGUCCUCGUCUUAGAAUCUGAAGGUCUCUAUUAUUUCCCCGCCUCUCGCACUCGCUUCUCCUUUCGCGUACGGCUCUCGCGUGACUUCUCGCCGCUCCCCCAAAUGGAAAGCCUGCUCACAGGCUGUGGGAUGCUCGUCGUCCGCCAAGGGGUAAAAAUUGCAGUAUUUGGUCUCACUUAUGUUGAAGCUCUUCCCUAAUAAAUGGGACCACGCAUCGCACGCAUUUAUUUUUUUAUUCAUUCAUUCAUUCAAUUAUUUUCCUUGAAUCUAUAGCGAAAGGAGAGGUACUAAUUUACAUUUUCUUUCUGACCCACCCACCUAUCCCCUAAAAACAAAAUGAACAAAAGCUAGGAAUGUGCUCUUGGGUUAAACUAAGUAUGAUAAUUCAAAUCUGCGCAGAGAUCAUCGCUGAUAUUCAUUUAUUCAUUCAUUUAUUUGUUUCUUUAUUCAUUUGUUUCCCUCGUGGUUUCUCCAUUUAUCCAUGAAGUAUUGUGAAACGAGAGGUAUCGCCGAAUGGGCCUUUUACAACUGACGAUAUUUACAUCACAUCACCUCCAGAGGAAGUCGACGGGGGGGUCUCGCUCGAAUAUGCUGUAGUUAAAACAACCGCGGAUGGAAGGGAGGUUCCUUUACCAAGUGAAUCGCUCGCCGAGGUGACAUCCGCAAAAGCAGCUGAAAUUGGAAAGAAACUUGGUGCUACGGGAGUCGCUGCUAAGCCCAAGCCUCUUACUACCACACCUACAAGCGAAGCUCAAACGGGCGGUACAAAUGGAGGGAUGAUUGCUGGAGUAAUUGUAGCUGUUCUGCUAUUGGUUAUCAUCGCAGCUGUAGCAGUAUGGUAUUUCAGGUAAAUUAUUUCUCUCCUUUUUGUGGCUGGUGGCGAAUGGGAAUAUAUAAGCACACUGUCCACCAUGGAAUAGAGGGAUAAGGUGUUAUAACUACUUUAUAUACUGGUAUGAGUUUUGAUGUAGCGGGUAUUAAAGUGGGUAUAACUCUCGCUUCAGUUCAACCUCAUUUCCAGGGCUCUCUCUCUUCCUCCUUCGAAAGAAGAGAGAACCCUGGGAACGACGUUGGGUUCAGUUUAAAUGUUGUGGCGCUUUACAUGAAGUACUUUUUAGGUGUUAGAGAAACAAAUCGAUAUUUUUUACUUCGUUAUUGUACGCGUUUUUGCUUUUACAAUUGAACAACUUUGACCAACAAGGAAGCACCUCUGCCCAGCAUAAUUGUUCUUUUCAAUUAUUUCAAGGUUGUAAAACACUCAUUGGAAAGAUGACCUGAAAAUGGACUAGAUAUAAAGCAUUUUUUUAAAUUCUUAUUCAGGAUGUCAGUGGCUGGAAAACCACGCAUUAAGACAACAGUACUUCCAUAGAUUAAAAAGGUUAAUCUAAUAAGUUCAAGUGGUUUGAGCCUAGAUUUUUAGAAUUUUUCCACAUCAAGAGGUUAAGUUAAAACUGCGUCACAAAAUGGAAGAUUUAAAAGUCCAAUGAUACAAGCAAACAGAUGAAAAUGUUGAGAACUGUAAUUUUCCUUCAGCAAGAACAUUUUUCAAGCACGCUCAGCACGUUCUUCCAAAGGGCUUAUAUGCAUUUAUUACCGUUAAAUUUUUCUUCUUCUGAUAUGAUGCCAUGUUAUGAUGCCAUGUUAUGUCGUAUUGUUCACAGGGUAAAAAGGACCCGCUCAACUAACAUACCCUAUAAGAAGGAGAAUGACGAGGAGGCCCCGACUGGUUCAAUAAGACGAACAGCUGCUUUUGAAAACCCCGGAUACGACAGUACUGGUGGACUAGAUAUUGGCAGUGGAGGAAAUUACAAUGACAUGGCAGCAGUGACAUUUUCACCCUUUGAAGACUUUCCUGAUCAUACCGCAGCCACCAAUCAACUGUAUUCUGCGAUAGGCAUGACAAGGAUCUCUAGUUCCCAGGAUGUGAGCCAAAACGCAGAAGGAGGAGAGUUGGCCGUUAAAAAGAUGACUUCCGAUGAGAAAGCAACACAAGACCAUGACGCAGGUGCGCUGCCUAAAAAGGAACCUCUUGAGAACGAGAAGGCGGAGCAACCCCAUUAUGCGACAUUAACAAUUAACAAGAACGAAGAGUCGGAAGAGAACGAACCGCGUUACUUGACGGUGCUUCCAAGUGGAAGAGAAUUCGCAAACAGCGAACAAGUGAAAGUUGAUCUCCAGGAAAAUGCAGAAAAAUCUAACAGUGAUAAUGGACAAACGGUAUUGGUGCUUGACGCAAAUUACAACCAAGAUGAAGACCCUGAAGUCUGAGGUGAUUUGGAAAAGCCAACAUGUCUGCCUCGUAGCGAACGUACAGGCAAUGGAAAGGAUCAUGCAGUUGUUCAGAAACUUAUUAGGUAAACUUGCACGUCAUAGGCGUAAAAAAUAGCAGUAUGUAGAUAUGACUGUCAGACCUUUAAGAAUGAGAUAGUUAUUCUAAACAGGUAAUAGUUGCGGUCACGUUAGAGUAUCAUCUCUAUGGUUACCUCAGUUAUCCAGCCACCAAUAGUUGCAACCCUAACAAACAUUUAAAUCGAAUAUAAAACUUUGCGCGUAAAGGAAAGACGUUUAUUUUUCUUUGGCUUUAUCAGUUUCGAUCUCGUGUCCCAAGUAAUAACGUAAAUUUAAAGGUUAAACUACCGGGUAAAUAACGAUGCUGAGUUAAAUUAAGGGAUGUAUUGCCAAGAGAUUCGGGGACUCUUCGAAGAUUUAGUCCAUCGAUUGUAGUGGUUGAUCUAUGAUUUACUCACCGAUCAAAAAAUGUUUGAAAAACAUAAUUAUUAAGCCGUGGAAUAAUCGUUUUUCCUCAUUAAAUGUGUUUUUUUUUGUCAAUAUAAUUGCUGAGCGGAUGCUUGAAUCAAAUUCAGCAGACUCCAGCCGUUUUUCAGCAAACAAUACCCUCGGAGGGCACUCCCUAUAAUGGCCUUUACGUGGGGGCUCUGCCGGAAAGGGGCACCUUUUACAGACUUCAAGUACAUGAAAGGGUAGGGAUUUUACUAGCUAACGUUUAUGAUAGGGUAGGGAAAUCUAUCAUUUCGGCCCUAAAGGGGGUGCUGUAUGUCAGUGGAAUGUAUACGAACUGAAAGUUGUACCUUUUCUGUUAAGAAUGGUAUAUAAAAGGGUAGGGGGUUAGGCCUCGGGGCGGAGCCUCCCCGUAUGUUGAGUAACCCCCCGGAUAAUACCCAGGGCUCAGCGCCAGUAAAGACGCAUUAAAACAUAUAGACAGUAGAAUAUUCAGUGUGACUUGAAAUCCCUAACACUUGCUGCUAGAAACUGAGUGACCCGACAAAGAGGUAGUCUGAAAACAUUUUCUUUGAUUCAGUUUUUCACUUAGUUAUGAUACUAGAAAAGAAAACACCUAAUUGAUUCAGAAUUCGAUUACGCCUAUGCAAUUUUCACGUCAUGCUAAGGUACUACAGUUUCAUUCCUUGUAUAGCGUUAAAUUCACAACUACCAAAUUAUAAUUAACAAAAAAAGGUCGAAAACAAAACUUCUAAGAAGCAGAUCCAUUGUUGCUUGUGAUAAGCUGAAUAUUUGGUGUGAGGACCAUAGGUAAAAUUGUUUAGAAGACAAAUUAAAAGGAGAAGAAAAGAAGGUCAUAAAAUGUGACUCAGUCGACCUCGCCCAGUUCUAGUGGCAUAACAGGGAUUUUCUUCAGAGGUAAUUCCUCACGUUUAAAGCAUGACAGUAAAAUACAUAUUCUACCCUAACGAUAGGUUUUAAUAUAGUUUCUUAACACAAGCAUGAUGAAAAUUUUAAAAAACCAAGAAAAGAAAGAAAAAAAGUGCCCCAGUAUAUUCACCAUUUAACUAUCUUACUAUACACUAUACACUUGUCGAACGACGAAUAUAUAUAUAGAUCAGUCGAUUCCAGUAUAGUAAGGACACCUCCAUAAUACGGACACCUCUCUACUACGGACAGGUCUCUUGGUCCCAUAUAUAUAGAUGUAAACUAGUAACAGUUCUUACCCUCAUAACACGGCGCCCCAAAUAUGAUGCAGACACUUGGCUUUCCGUAUUAGGAAGGUUUCACCGUGUUUCUAAAUUCGUUUAGUUUCAGUACUGGACAGUUUAUUCUAUAACGUUAAGUCAAUAGGGAACUUAAGCACAAAUGAUUUUGAACGAAGACAUCAGCCGAAUAUGGAAUAUGCAUUUUUGAGCACUGGCUUUGUCCAAAUUUUCGGGCAGUUUGUCUCACAAGACACAAAUUUGGUAGCGUCGACAAGCCAUAUUAAAAGGAAAAAGGUCUCAUCUCCGGUUGUAGUAUGUCUCGUAAAAUGCCUUUGCUUAAACUCCCUAAUAGUUUCUCUUCAUGUUAUGUAGUAUAUAAUCCUCUUCACGUGGCUGGUACGUCAUAAUACUGCUGUCCGCCACAAAAAGAUCGUCGGAAAAUUCAAAAUAAUUUUGCAGAAAGCUAAGCCACGUUCACAGAGAACUACCUUAACGUACAAAAAUUCAGACACCCAGCCGUUCAAAAUUCAGUGUGAAUAGAGCAAAAAUAUUGAAUAGUCCCCUGCGAACAAAGGUCCGGUAAUUAGAAUUUUUUUAGCCGGUCAAACGUUCGUGCGGCGCCAUGGAAAGGUAGCCCAAAACAUAGACGGCUACUUCGAGGAAAAUCUUUCAGGAUAAUCUUUCUUGUCUUACGAUGAGUGUAUCAGCAAGCUAUGAAGAGGUUUUAUUAUUUUUUUUAAUUAUUGAAGUUAAUUUUUUUAACGUAUUUUUUGGAUAUGUGUAAAUCUGAAUAUUUUUAGAACAAGGUGAACGAAGUGUUUGAGUCGAUUCAGACAGGUAGCAGUUUUUUUUACUAUCAGAGAAAAAUGUUUCUGGAGAGGUUUAAAGGUUCCAUCAGGGGAAAGCUGUAGCAACAGAGAAAAGCUGGAAAAGACAUAAAGUAUGGGCUAAUUACAGGUUCUUGUAUUCCUUGAUUGCAGGGCAGGGUUACUAAUUAAAAAAUUGAAGUUUCUUUUGUUCGUAGCCUAAAAGGUGUUCACAGUCGCUACUUAAAAUCCCAAAAAUUUGUCCAUAAACUUUAGGCUAUAGCUAAAUCCGUCCAUAGAUGACAUGAAAAACUGUUGAGGUUGUCAAUCAUAAAUUUAAUUUUCUCUGGUCUGCUAUAACAGGAAAGAAAGAAAUCUCAUGGAACUGUUACCUUUUGUAUAGAAUGUGGUAUUAUUUUUUAUGUAUUAAAAACCUUUUGUAACUUUUUAUUAGUUAUCCUAUUUUACUGAUUUGUUUAAAAAAAGGCCAAUAAAAGUAUUUGCCGAAUUAGUCUGCUUGUCAUCCAGGGUUUUCGGUAGCAUUUGGAAGUACCGGAUGCUGCGGUUCAGCUGGCGGACGUGCACCGCUCGCGCCGCUGGCGGGCACGUUGACUGCCGGAGGCACGAACUCCCAGGGGGCUCCGGGGGCAUGCCCCAACCCCCCACCCCCCAGGAAAUUUGUAAAACUGGACACUCUAAAAUGCAAUUUCCUGCGUUCCCUGGACCGGAAUUGGGUAACCGGAAUUAUGACAGGAAUUAUCUCUUCUUUUUU